Messenger RNA from Podarcis lilfordi (Lilford's wall lizard), 69075 nucleotides. The record is from the annotation of a GenBank genome assembly. Lineage: Eukaryota; Metazoa; Chordata; Lepidosauria; Squamata; Lacertidae.
GCAGAGCGCCGCUCUCUUGCCGCUCCACGGCUGCCACUGCUGCUGCCGCCGCCGCCGCUCUUGCUGGUUACGCCAGCCCGCCCGCCCGCCUGCCGCCCGCCGUCUCCCCUCGCCUCCGAUUCUGCGCACACAGACUGUCAUUCUGCACAGCACAGUUUUUUCGCUCCGCUCGGAGAGCGAGUGGUGGAGAGAGAAAACACACACACACACACACGGAGGGAGAGCAGCUCAGGAGCCCGGCGAGAGAGCGAGGCGCCCGAGUCCCGCAGCCCAGCAUGGCUUCGGGGGACCUUUACGAGGUACGGCGCCGGAGCGGUUGUCCGGGGCUUGGCCGGAGGGCAGCCGGCGAAAGGAGGCGGGCAGGCAAGCAGGCAGGGAGGAAGAGAAGGAAGGAAAGGAGGAAGGAAGGAGGGAGGGAGGGAGGGAGAGAAGGAGGGACGCCCCGGCCAAGGAGGCUGCGGGGGCUUGUUUGGCCAAGGCGUCUUUUCCGCGCGGGGUCUUUCUCUCGGGGGGCGCCGGGGGGUCUCCUUCUCCCCCUCUGGAGUUCCUGGAGGAACUGAGAGGAAAUGGCCAAGGUGGAGAGGAGGCGGAGGGGGGUGGCAGAUCUGCUGCUGCUGCUGGCGGGAGGGAUGGAUGAAGCGCUCCCUCCCUGCUUUCUCUUUCGAGACCCCCCCCCCCCGCCACUUUCCACGGGGUAUGAGCUGAGUAGGCCUUAGAGGAGAGUUAGCGGGCCAGGGGGAGGGGGCACCCCAGCCGGACAGCCCCCGGGGCGGAAAGUCCAGGUAAAGUCCUCUGGACUGCUCCUCCUCCUCCACCGCCCUCGGAACCCAACCCGGUAACAGGAAGGAGAGAGGAGAGAGGGUUGCGCCCCGGCUUGUGGUGGCGCAAAGUCUUGGCAAAGAGGGAGGCGCUGCCUGUUUUUCUUUCUCUCGGGGGCUUCCCAGGCUUGCCCCCAGGGGGCGGAUGUAAGCCACGGGGGAGGGGCUUGGUGAGGAGGAGGUGGAGCCUCUGGUGGACACCAGUGCAUGCUGGGGGAUAUUGUGGGGGGAGGGUGCACUCAAGGAUGCUGGGGUUGGGAGGUGGGCUGUCAAAGUUUGGUGGGGUCUUGAGAGAGGAGGUCUUUGGAGAGGCAGGUGUCCCUGCAUUGGGUUAGCCUGGAGGUCUUCAAGUGAAUUGCUUUGAUCAAGUCUUCUGAAGAAAGUGUCACUCAUUCUGUGCCGGUUUAUUAGUUUAUCAUACAGCAUUAAAGUGCAAAAGGAGAGAGGGAUUUGCCCUCUCCCCACCAUGUUAACUUGAGUAGAUCCUAUUAGAUUGUUCCAUGUGGAUUAGAGGAUGCUGCCUGUGUUUGUCCCAUGAUUUUGGACUAGAGGAAGUAAGUGCAGAAAGUAGCACACCAACUAUCUGGUUGGUCAGGGGUCUGAAGUCCUGAAUUGGGGCAUUGGCAACCCAAUGGAAACUCUAGAUGACCAUCUUUGGAUCUCACUCCAUGUCAGAAUUUUAAUGGCUGGUCUACACUUUGUACCAAAGCCUCUCCAUCCAAAGUGCCACCAAACCUCUACCUCAGAUGACACAGGGUUGUAUCUAUCUAAGUUCUACUCAGUUGACCCAUUGAAACUGAAGGGUCUGUUAGUCAGUCCAUUCAUUUCGGUGGGUCUACUCUAUGGGAUGCAAUCCAUAGGGAGUUGCUUUAUUUUGAUUCAUACCAGUUGUUGACUCCAUCUGGCUCACUAUUGUCUACACCAGCGUUCCCAGAUGUGGUUGAACUACCAUCUCCCUUGACCAUUGGCUAAGGUGGGCUGGGGGUGAUGGGAAUUGCAGUUCCUCAAUACUAGAAGAUCCAAUGUUGAAAAACACCGGCUGGCCAUAGCUUCAGAAAGGGAAUGCUCCCAGACCUACCUGGAGAUGUUGGAAAUAGAACUUGGGACCUUCUACAUGGAAAACAAGUGCUCUACCUCAAAGCUACAGCUUUUCCCCAGUCUAAAUAAAGCAAAUUUAAUCUCAUAAUGUACAGGUACACCGAACUUGAUAUUGUGUAGCUAGCAACAGCUAGCAACCAUCAAGGCUACCAACGGAACAAGUCUGAAAAUAAUAAAACCCAUUUGUUAGAGUUUGACACAUAACAUGCCUGAGAUUUAAAUCGGUUCCGAUAUUGGGUUUACCUGUGGGGCAUCUUAUGUUCUGAUAGCUGUUUUAGACACCACAAAGAAGUGGCAGCAGAUGUUCCAUAAUACAGUCUUGACUUGAGCAAUAUAGAAGCUCCUAGAAGAUUCCCUCUUUUUAAAAAUAAUGCUCACCCUCCACAUAAAGAUUAUUCAGACAAUUAGCAGACUUGUUUGCAGCCAAUUAAUUGAUUAAUUAACCAAUUCAGUGGAUUAAUUAGCUAAUUCAAAUUAAUGUUAAAGUCUUAAUGGUGAUUAAUCCCAACUGGAAGUUUGUAGCCUCUCUUCCUAGAACUCCCAUAUUGAUAAUGUGUUUAUAAUAAAAUGUAGGAGUGGUAUGUUAAUGCCUGUAAUAUUUUGAAGGUAGUUGAUGAUGUUACUAGUCUCUCUGGUCUGUAAGACAUACAAAUUAUACUUUCUUUGGAAAAAUAAUAUGUGGCAGAGGUGACAACUAAUAUUAAACACAAUGGUUGCAAUUCAGGAAACCAUGUAUCCCACAGUAGAUCUUGGUGUCAGGCUCCGCCAAGAAGGUCGGUGAACCAUUCCCUAGUUGGCUUUGGGAAAUCCGUAACUGCAAUUCCAGAAGUCAAAUCACCAGAUCAUAUCUAUUGCCUGAAUAAAGAAAUGUAUAUUAAUUAUCUCCAGCAGUGCUGACUUCAUAUGCGUUAGUGCUGCUUAAAGGCCAUUUGUAACACCAGAUUUUUAAGCAGUGACUGCUGAACCAGAGUUAUUUGCACCAAUGAAGCUAAGUUAGUGGUAUUGAUGGCUAUUUUUAAUGUGGUGGUUUUUAACUUUGAAGGCCAAACUUUUGCUGGAUCAAGUUUAGAUGCUUGUCUUGAAUUACAGCUUUGUGCUCAACCUUUGAGGAUUAUUAGGAUGAGCACUCUGAGAGAAAGGGCAGACAACAAACGUUGGAAAAUGGAACAAAUGGAUUUUUGUACCUCCUGCUCUCCUUAUUUGUUUUCUCUAUGGAGUAAGCAUAGCUACAAGUUGCUUUAUCUUUUGUUGGUGUUUUAUGGAUGAUUUAAAGGCACAGGUGUUCAGAUAUGGAUGGAAGAGUCUGGAUGCAUCUUUAGCAUCUGAGUGCCCUUGAGGAGCAAUUAAAGUUUUGACCCUUUGUGGUACAACUUGAUUUCUUCUGGAGCAAGCAGAAUCUCUCAAGGUGACAUCAGCUACUCAGAAGUCUGCUCCAAUUUAUAUUGAUGCCUUUAGCUUUGCUUGAAGCUUGCAUAGGUUUGAGUUUGUAGCCUGCUAGGGAGCUUAUUGCAUCGGUUUUCUCUCUUCUCCAACUCCACCAUUGUUGGUGAAAUUCUGCCUAUUGAUUACUUGCUUGGUUUAAUGUGCUUGCUUGGUUUAUUGAUAUAAAUAUUUGUUUUGUGCUGUGUGAACUUUAUUGCAAAUAUUUACAUUUAUUUCAUACUCUGGAAAUAUUUCAGCAUGAAUACGCACAUGGGUGCUAAAAGAAAGCAUUCAUCCUUCUCCAUGAAGCUGGCAUUGCAUUCGUAUAGACAUUAUUGCUAUUCCUACUUUUCUUCAGAAAUAUUCUGAAAAUAUGUGCGCUUCAGGAUUGUGCCUGAGAAGAUAGAUUGUUGAUUAUCAUACAUUCUUCAUGGAACAUACAAAUAAUAUAUCAAGCAGAAUUUCUACAAGUAACACUAUUAAACUAUUGUAGUGAACAACAUUCUGGGGAAUGGUUGUAGCUCAGUGAUAGAACAUCUGCUCUGCCGACAGAAGUUCCAGGUUCAACCCUUAACAUCUCGAGAGAGGGACAGGAGUAAUCCCCAUCUGAAACCUUGGGCAGCUGUUGCCAGUCACUGUAGACCAGCUUUUACCAGCCUGAUGCUCUAGAGAUAAUCUAGAGAUGUUUUCAACAGCAGCUCUGGGCUGAUGGAAGUUUUAGUCUAAGACAUGGAAGGGACCAGGUUGACAAGUUCUGGUUUAAACUGAGCUGGAUGGAUCAAUGACCUGACUCUGUAAGACAGCUUCCUAUGUUGCUGUUACAGGAUACUCAGUCAAAAUCAUCUUAACAUCACAAGUACCUUUACACUGUUUGACUAUCUACCAGAAUUGUGGAUAGGCAGCUUUGCGUAUUACUGAUUAUUGGUUUUUAGGUUGCCUUUUCCCUCAAUGGUUGCUUUUACAUUAAGUAAUAUGCAGAAUGGAGAACACCUGCAUCCAUUGUUCACAAGCAUAACUAAAACAUAUCUUCAGAUGGAUGACAUCAGACCAUCACCUGUAUGUUGGGCAAACUCUUUGCUUAUAGCAAGUGUCGGAAAUCUUUGGUUGUCCAGAUGCUGCUGAACUACAGCUCCCAUUAGUCACAACUAACAUGGCCAGGGAAGAUGGGACACUCUGACGACAUCAAACUCUGCGUUUUAAGUAGCUGGGUAUCUUUAUUUUAACAUGCUAUACUGGAGAAAUAUUUUCACAUGUCCUUUGGGUUAGUAAUGUCCUUAUGAUGCCCUGUUUAAUAUUGGAGAUUGUGCUUACAGGCUUUUGCUGAAGUGUGGUAUAGAUGAUAGUCAUGAUGAUGAUGAUGAUGAUGAUGAUGAUUAGUUUUGUCAUAGCCGUAAUCUGUAAUGUUUGUAAAAUUACUUUGCUACCUACGAUUACGGUCUCAGUGAUCAAAGAGUCAUGACUAAAUGGAGCACUUUCAGCAUCUGCAGUUCAUAAUUCAUGGUGACUUUUUUGUGGCCUAUGUAUGAGUUCUCAGGAAAAUCAGUAAGAGGAGAAAUAGCAAGAGAUGCCAAGAUUGAAUUAGGGUGGCGCAAGAUAGGGUUUUGUUGUUGUUUAGUCGUUUAGUCGUGUCCGACUCUUCGUGACCCCAUGGACCAGAGCACGCCAGGCACUCCUGUCUUCCACUGCCUCCCGCAGUUUGGUCAAACUCGUGCUGGUAGCUUUGAGAACACCGUCCAACCAUCUCAUCCUCUGUCGUCCCCUUCUCCUUGUGCCCUCAAUCUUUCCCAAUAUCAGGGUCUUUUCAGGGAGUCUUCCCUUCUUAUGAGGUGGCCAAAGUAUUGGAGCCUCAGCUUCAUGAUCUGUCCUUCCAGUGAGGAUUUAGGGCUGAUUUCCUUAAGAAUGGAUAGGUUGGAUCUUCUUGCAGUCCAUGGGACUCUCAAAAGUCUCCUCCAGCACCAUAAUUCAAAAGAAUCAAUUCUUCGGCGAUCAGCCUUCUUUAUGGUCCAGCUCUCACUUCCAUACAUCACUACUGGGAAAACCAUAGCUUUAACUAUAUGGACCUUUGUCGACAAGGUGAUGUCUCUGCUUUUUAAGAUGCUGCCUAGGUUUGUCAUUGCUUUUCUCCCAAGAAGCAGGCGUCUUUUAAUUCCGUGGCUGCUGUCACCAUCUGCAGUGAUCAUGGAGCCCAAGAAAGUAAAAUCUCUCACUGCCUUCAUUUCUUCACUUCUAUUUGCCAGGAGGUGAUGGGACCAGUGGCCAUGAUCUUCGUUGUUUUUUUUAUGUUGAACUUCAGACCAUAUUUUGCGCUCUCCGCUUUCUCCCUCAAUAAAAGGUUGAUUAAUUCCUCCUCACUUUCUGCCAUCAAGGUUGUGUUAUCUGCAUAUCUGAGGUUGUUGAUAUUUCUUCCGGCAAUCUUAAUUCCGGCUUGGGCUUCAUCCAGUCCAGCCUUUCGCAUGAUGAAUUCUGCAUAUAAGUUAAAUAAGCAGGGAGACAAUAUACAGCCUUGUCGUACUCCUUUCCCAAUUUCGAACCUAGUGGUUAUUUAUUUCAUUUAUGAAUCGCUUCCUGGAAAUGAUUUCACAAUACAAUUUUUACAAAUUCUUUGGAAUAAUGUCUUAAAACAGUUAAAACAGCUGCAUAUAUAUAUAUAUAUAUCUCAAAUCCAGUAUCGAUCAAACUGGGAUAAAAAUCUCCUCUUAGAGGUUUUGUUGAAAGAACAAAGUAUUGCCUUCUAUGCACUAUCCAAUGGCCAUGUAGCAAAUGUGGGGAAGGGCUGUUGCUCAGUGGUUGAAGAAAGUCCCUGCUUCUGUUCUCAGCUUUUCCUGCUAGAAGUGAGAGAAAACCCUGCCUGGAACUCUGGGGAGCUACUGCUAGUCAGGGUAGAUAGUACUGACCUAGCUGGACCAGUGGUCUGACUACCUAUAAGGCCGCUUCCCAUGUUCCUAAAUGCAUGUGAAGAUGACACUUGUGGUAGAUAAUAGCUGCUACCCUUCCAUUAAUAGGUGUGGAACUUGUGAAGUUGUGCUGUCUACCCUUCCAUUCAAUAGAAAUGGCACAUGUUGGACAAAUCCAGUUUUUGAGCCUGUGCCAGUAAGUGCUGCUAUUGCAUACUCUCCAACUAAAAUUGUUCUCAUUCAUUUGAAAGGGGGGGGGGGAAUUAAGCACACGCUUAACUUCACAGCUGAAAUCAGUGGAACACAAUAGCGCUUGAUGUUGAAUAGAUUGUGCCCCGUGCUUUUAAUCUUUCCGACUUUAUGAUAUCAUGUUUACAUCCUUUGAGAGUUGUGUAUAGAAUUAAUGAAAAUGCAUGGUAAGUUUAAACAUAUAAAAUGCCAAAUUAGUCACAGCAUUUUAUGUUUUCCUGAUCUAUAUUUCAUAUAUAUAUAUAUAUACUUAGGAUGUGAAAUGUGGUUUACAGUACUACAAUUUAAAAAUUGUGAGCUAUUUGUCAUUUAGAAUGAGUUUACUUAGGUAACUUGAAAUACAGUCCUGAGUUUUCACAUCUUAGAAAUCCAGCCAUUGGCCUUUUUAAAAAAGCAAGUUUAAAUCCUGCAGAAAGCAGAAAACAUAACUUAGGUGUCUAAUUAAGGUACCUAAUGUUCAAUUAAGGAAUUAAGUCAAUAUUAUUAAUUUAAGUGUUAUUUUCAGGGCCAAUUAUAGCAGGCUUGUUCUGAGUUUGGUUAGCCCCAAACUCUUUACUGUAUUUUGCAGACAUUUUCAGCACUGCUCCCCCUUCAACUUUUUCUUGGCAAUUCCUUUGUGACUGUCUGCCACUUGAUUUGUAUUACUGUCUGUCAAUCUGUCUCUCAUUUGGAUUCAUCUCCUCAUGUAGCCAAAUCACUGAAUCAGUACCCUCAUUCUCAGCUGAUUUCAUUUGCCCUCACUUAACAUUGUCAAUUCCAUAUCUCAUUGGUCAUACUGAGUAAUGAUGUCAUCUUAUUCACCAAUAUGGUUGGGUAGAGUUGCCUAUGUAACUAAACCAGAAGUAAACAGAAGGUGGGGUAAAAUGGCAUUUAAGUAACAGGUGGGGAAAGCACUAGGAUAAAACCAGAUUGGAUAAAUGUGCGUAUUCUGACUUUCAGUCAAAGAGUUUUGAUGGGUAGGGCUUGGUGUGAGGAAACUAUUUCUAAAACUCAUUUAUUCAGGGACCAAACAAACUGAAAAAAGAAAUUAUUCAUUACAGCCCAAAUUCAGGAGCCCCACACAGACCACAACUUCUUGCCUAUCAGACUUGGAGUUGUUCUAACUCUAGAAAACUGGUUCUAACCUGAAACCAGCCUUGCUGUUCAGUCCAAAGGUCCAUUUAUUCCAGCAUCCUUUUCCCCAUAAUGGCCAAAAAGAUGCCAAGCAGCAAAGACAUAAGCAGGGUUUUCUCUGAGCCCUCCCUGGAGAUCCAGAGGCUUGAAUCUGGGACCUUCUGCAUUUAAAGCAGAAUUGUGGCCUCCUUAAUAGUAAGAGUGGUUUUACACUGGAACAAGCUCUGCCACAGGAGGCGCUGGGCUCUCAUUCUCUGGGAGUAUUUCAGCAGAGGUUGGGCAGUCUAUGGUAAGGGAUGCUGGCUGCUGCGAUGGUCCAUUCCAGCUCUAUGAUUCUAUGAAAGGCACCAAUUUAUGAAAUUCCCGCACAGAACCCUGGGCAGACAGAGCAAAAGAAAAAGAGAGCAGUAUAAAUUUCACCAUCGGAAAGUUCCUUACACUGUGUUUUUAACACAGCAGUCUGUGUUUUUCCCCCUACAUGUACAGUUUGAGCAAAAGCCCAGUUUCAUUUUCAGCGUUUUGUUUCAAUAAAAGAGCUGAUCCCUAAGUUUUUCCUAGGAAUAUGAGAAAGCGUUUCUACAGUUGCUCCAAAUGGCUGUUAAAGGAACAAUGGGCUGAUUCAAAAAUACAUAUAUAUUUUUUGUCAACACAAACAGUCAAAUGUCUUCUCCUGUUAUGCACUUGUGUGGGAAAAAGUAAAUGUCUAAUGAUAAAUAUGGCUCGUCGAAAUUUCUGUGACUGCAGCUGCCAGAGAGGGCAGAAUCAUAGCAAUGAUCAUAUGUUUCCCUAUCCAGGACCAUACAUUACAUUUAUUUGCAGAAAUGCAUGGUUGAUGGGAAUGUGGAUUGUUCACAUGGUCAGGAAAGGCAUUGUGUGAACUAACCUGUAGGCAUUUAAAAUAACUAUGGCUUAGUUCCAAAGAAUUGUGAGCGGAAGGAGAAAACACAUUAGGGUUGUUCUGUGAGCUCUUGCAGAAGCGAUGUUGACUUCUCACAUGGCAGUGCCCUAAUGUGUCAGAGUUUGCACUGUUUCAGUGUAAGAAACAGAGAAUCAGGAAAAUGCAGACUUAAGUGUUUAUAUACCAACCAUGUGGAAGUCUCAGGGUUUGAUCUGCACAAUGCCUUAACACAAGAAUUUGCACCAACGGAAGUACACCUCUUUGAUUUGGGGGUGCUUUGGUGAGGAAACUGCUGUUCAGCUAAACUGGAAAUCAUUCAUAAGUGUAACAGAUCUCUUGCUAUCAAUAGCUAUUGGAAGGGGGCACUAUUGGAAGUUCUCACUAAUUUACAUUUAGAAAAUAAUUGCUAUGUCUUUGGGUUUCCCCCUCCAUUUUCAGUUUCUUGGCGAGGGGCAGAGUAGAAGGAAUUGUGCCCAGUCCCAGCUACGGUAUCAUUUUUUUAGUUUCUCCAUUCUUCAGUUUCUUCUGUCCUACAGGAAAAUUAAAAAUAGCUUCUCAAUGUGAACCAGGAAGUCACCUGUCCAGGCAAUGGGAUGGUUCUUUCUAGCGCGCGCCCGUGUGUGUGUGUCAUCCUGUUCCAGCCACUCUGUUCUGUUCUUCUAUCCCACCUGACAGUUGUUUUCCUUCUCAAUUUUUGUCAUUGAUAUAUUUUUGGGCUGUUUUGGGGGUCUUUCCGCUCUUAAAUUUUCCUGCAAAUUUUUUAUGUGUUUUUUUACUUGUUAGUAUCUCAGGAUUACCUUGAGAGUGCUUUUACUUCUCUUAUGUGCAUUUGUGGUGUGGUUUUGAAUGUAUAAUUAUCACAAGAGUGGGAAGACUUGAAUCUAGAACAUAGAUGACGGUAAAGCUAAGAGCUUUUGAAUCGCACCGAUUUCAGUGGAAGCCCCUACUCAACACCCUUACUGAAACCUUACUGAAAAGAGAGGAAAUUGAAGGUGCUUUCUUUGGGGUGGAUCAUGCCCAGUGUCAUUGAACAAAUCAAAUGAAACUACUGAUGACAUUAAGUAUCCCCAUGAAACCCAAAUGAAAUACUUGUCAAUGAUAUCCGUCAGAGCGUUUGAACACUCUGUUUUCAUCCCAUGGAAAUACUGUAAUCCUUUAAAUACUGCUGGUGGUUACUACUGACUGCAGUCAGUAAAAAGGCCCCAGAAUGGGCAGGGAGGGGCUGAGUCGUCACAGGGUAUCUACUGCUGUCAUGUGACAGCAUCAGGCUCCAUCUGGGAGCUCAGGAAGCCUGUACAACAGUUUUUCUGACCCCACAUCUACCUUGGCUAGCGGCCCCAACAGUGACCCCCUAGCUCCCUUAAGCCCCGCUUGGCAGCAACCAGCACCAGCAUUGCACACUUAAGCCAUUAAUUAAGCAAGCCAAUAAUUAAGCAAGCGAUCCUGGAGAAUGUGAUGUCAUAAGAUAGUUGAAGCUAAGCAAUUGUGUCCCUGGUCAGUGCCUGGAUGAGCGACUGGCUCCUAGGAGUGUAUGUAGGGAAGGUUGUCAUACGUAUAAUAGAUAAAUAAGUGAUAGGAGGAGGGCAUAACCUUCCACAGUUUAAUUUUUACAAUUCAGGCAGCUGUUAAGCAUGUUGAUACAGAGACCUUAGUGAUUUUGAUGACAAACAGAAUUAGUAUAUACACUCAUAAGUAGUAAAUUCCAGCAUUGUUUAUUGACACUCAUUAAAAACCCUUGUUGACUUGGGAUAUCCUUAUGCAUUCUCCACAUUGUGCUCUGCUCUAGCAUGUAAAGGAUAACGAAGAGUUCAACCUUAAAAGCACUUCAUCAACAAAAGCCCUAUUAAAGUUAAAUACGGCCUCUGUGAAUAGAGGUGCUUGAUGAUCUCACAACCAGGCUUAAAACAGAAAUGAAGUUCUCUGAGAAAUGCAUCUCACCAAGAUCAAAGCUAGGGCUGCGAUGGAUUGCGGAAGUGAAAACAGUGGGAGGAACUGCCUUUUGCAGUCCCAAUUUCAAAUCUUGCAGUUUUGGCUGGGCAGAAUUAUAUCUGCUCACAUUUUAGCAGGUUGUAGCCACGCAUCAGUUUGUUAAAUAAAUGAUAUCCUGAGUCCUUUUGGGCACAUGUGCUUUGCCUGCUGCCUUGCUCCACCAUGGUUUUUGUAGCUUAAAGCUAUACAAACAGUCAUUUUCACAUAUGCACAGUAUGCUUGUUCCAUAAUAACUUACCAUUGGCAAAAGCACGGCAAAUUUUGGAACAGCCGCUAGAAUUUCUGGAGCAGAAUUCAGUAGUGGCAAGACCCGAUUAAUUCUGAAAGGUCCUUUAUUUUCUCCACCUCCCCUUCUUUCCCAGACAAUCUGUUUUAAUCAUAGAUUGAUUUUUAAUGUAAAGUGGUCAAUUGCUUAUCGUGUGUACCGUAUGGAACAGAAUCUUGCACAGUUAUCCUGCGUUUCAGAAAAUACUGCUACUUGCAAAGGGGCAGGGAGAUGUCUAUGUGUACCAAACACAUCACUACCCCAUGAAAAGAUAUUUAAGUUUUAAAAAUAUUUAUGUUUUAUUAAGGUGAUUUCAAUUAAAAGAAAUAAAGUGAUGCAGGACAAACAACAACAAAGAUACAUAUAAAAGUGAAAACACACACACACACGCACACACACACACGCAAAAGCAAUAUACAAUAUUCCCAUACAUUCUUGUAUACAUUGUUACAGUAUAGUGUUAUGGUCCUAGUGCUUAUGUAAAUGUUAGUAGCCUACUACUAUUUGUAUACACUCAUUCCUUAUGUUAUUGUAUUUAUCCAUACAGAGUCUGUGCCUGUAAGCCGUCCAUUCAUAAAGUAUGAGUGAUGUCAUAUUGUCCGUCCAUUCAUUGAAGGGUAUCAUACCAUUAUUUUUCCAAUUCCUCUUGGCUACCAUUAGGGCACAGAAAAUCCAUUUCCAUUGUCCCGUUGAUAAGAAAAUAUAUUUAAGUUGCUGAUAUUACUGUGAAGAAGCUACAUAACUAGGUUAUGGCAGAUGGAGUGGGGGACCUCCACAGUACUAGAGCCUCUCCGCCAGCAGAAUCCAGGACAUUCCAUUGAAAGAGGCAAACAUCAGCAGAACAGAGAAGGGAGCAAUUCUGUGGAUUCCCUCUCUGCUGCAGCCCCAAAUGGCCUAAUAAAUCUGCUCUACAGGACCAAAAUUGGACUAGCUUUCUUUACACUUCUCAUGCUUGAGAAGAAUGUUUGUUCUCCCUCCCUCCCCCCAAAAAUCUAUCUAUCUCAGACAGACAGACAGACAGACAGACAGACAGAUAGAUAGAUAGAUGAUAGGGUUGACAAUACUUGUUGAAAUGUUUAGGUGAAAACACAGGGAAGAUUCUUUUAACCACGAUAUAGGGCCCAUGCCUUUGUUGGACUCUGAUAAACAUGUGAUGAGUUAUCCACUUGGUGGAGGAGCUUCUGUCUAUGAAAUAAAUGGGGGAAGGGGAGCAUCUUCCCUUUCAGAUAAUUUGUGCGCUUCAGAAGCAGGUACAACUCAUGGAGUUUUGAACAUUAAAACAGAACCACUGAAAGAGCAAACAUGAAUCACUGGUUCCUGCCUCUCCCCCCACUUUUUUUUUUAACAUAUAACCUUCAAAUAGGUACAUAUGAAUAUGUUGAUUGCGGUUUCUCUCCCUUUCUGAUUUUCUGAAUGUUCAGAACUUCUCUAUCAGUUUGUGGAUUAUUUUUUUAAGCCCUCAUGAAAAUUAAUCUGCAUUUUAGUCCAAAUUUAUCCUGUUACAGACAUUUUUGUAUAUACUUUCCAAAGCAAUUUCCAAAGCAAUUUCUCCUCUUAUUAGGAAUUUCAACACCGUUUUCACCCGCAUAUGCAUUUUUAGGCACACUUUAGCCUAGUAUGUACACAUACUAUGUGUCUGGAUUCUAUAGCAUUGCAAAAUUUGGAGAAGUACACAUUUUUAAUGUUGGCUGCAUUUUGGUUUAUGUAUUGUUUUCGGUGUAGGGUUGUCUUUAAAUGUGUCUUAAGUAAGUUUUUCUUUAAAUGUGAACUGAAUUGAACCCUGCCUUCCCCAAAUCCCUGUCUGCGAAGCUACUCUUAUUAGCACUGCUGCAGGUUGUAGUUGAUGAUGAUGAUGAUGGCAUCCGUCUCUCUUGGGUGACAAUGGAAGAGUGCGCCUUUGGGGGUGAAGUCAAACCGUUGGAGAAUUACAGCGCCUGCUGUGACAAGGAGAGAAUGAAAUGAGAGAGACGUGUUUUAUUGCGGAUAUAGCAGAUGAAGGCGUCCGGUUUUGCUGCUACAGGUGCACCAUGGCGUUUUUUCUCUCCGCUCUCCUCCCAGCAGUCAUUCUUCCUUUGGUCACUGCUGUAGAUACAGCAGUGAAUUAAUUAAAAGUAAAUGAAUUUCAGUCAGAGUCUGGGGCAUCCUGAAUAGGGAGCAAGAGCAGAAUCAGCAAGGGCAUGAAGUCAGCGUUACCAUAACCAACCCAAUAUGUCCUCGGGUUGCAUCUCUUUGCUUUAUCCCAUACAAAUGAAUGGCUGCUAUAUUCCCAUGUGGUGCAAAAUGCAGUACUGUACUGACCUUGGGGAUAGCGGCGAAUGACUCACUCAGCGCUGCUGCUGAUUAAUCCCUUCAGGUGCUGUGUGGGAUGUGUACAGAGAAGACCUUUCUCCCAGCACAGGAAAGGUGGAGAAACGGUUUCUGCCCGAGGACCACAUUCCAUUUUGAGCCGCCUUCCAAAGGCCAUGUACUUGUGUUAGCUGGGACCAGAGGCACAAGUAGGCAGAGCAAUGGGCACAAACGUUCCCCUUAAUAGAAUAAGCUGGUUUCUACACUCACUCGGACACCCCUCUUUAUCCUUCAUCCAGACAAGCAAGAGGUGUUAUCAGAGUUCAAUGACACAUACCAGCCAGGCAAACCUAUUCAAGGAGGGCCAGUGAGGGGUGAGGCCUGGGGAGAGUUCGGAAGGCCAAAGAAGAGGCUCGGAGAGGGUGCAACUUGCUCCCAGAUCUGAGGUUUCCCACCCUUGCUCUGCAGAAACACGCACUGCCUGUCAUAAUGCAGGGCAACUUCCUAAUUACAUUAUAAAAAGCAGAAUAAUGCAGUGUGUUUCUGGAUAGUGACUGCUGACAACCUAGAGAAGCAGACGAAAAUUCCGCUUGCCUUCAUAUGCCUUAGCCUCCCAGAUUGAAUUAGAUUAACAACAAUAUGUGUCUUUCAAGAAGACUGACAUAACUGAACUGCAAUAAUGUAAUUACCAGGUAGUACAGGUUUGUUUUUUUUACAAAGACACAGCCAAUUUUAUUGGUGUCAGAAGUUUAUUGUGCUGGAGUUUUGGAGGGGAAGUAAAGGAAUAUCUGCAGUAAUCUAACCUCCGUUGUGUGACUUGCUAGCCCAUUACUGUCAAAUGUGUUGGGGGGGGCAAUACAAAAUACGGAACAUAAAGGUGUGUCUAGGGUGUGACUCAGGAACUAUCCUCUAUGACGUGUCAGAGUUACCUGUGAGAGCACACCUUGGUGUUCUGUGCAGGGAUGGGGAACCUUUUUCAGUUUGAGGCUCACAUUCCUUCAUGAGCAACCUUCCAAAGUCUGUAAGCCAGUGGUGGGCAGGUCCGUAGACAGAAGUGGGUGGAACAACAAAUGUGAUUCUUAGCUUUGUAGAGUCAGUGCCUGCAAUAAUGCCUCUAGAACUUAGAGUCUAAGGUAUAUGGACAGCUAAGGAACUGGCACCUGCUGAACCACCCUAUCCAUAUUUACUGCAGAAAUCGGAUUCAUUCACUUCAUCUGACCCCUAAAGUAGCAGCCAUAUGAAUGUGUUAUAUUACUGAUUGCAUUCAAACAUCACAGCGAGCCAUGGUUUUUUCUCUCUUGUCCAUACCCAGUUGUUGAGAGAAUUUGAUAAGGAUAGAAGAGAGACACAAAAGUGAUAUUGUUAUGCUCUAGACUUGCCUAGCUAGCUGGAACACAUAUAUGACGUUUCCCUGAAAUAGAUUAUACAACUUUUGCAGAGGCAAGUCAUAGUAGUAAUGAGGACUUUCAGCUAUUCUGACAUACACUGGAGGUCUAACUCUGUUCCAAGUGGAACAUCCAAUAAAUAUUUGACUUGUCCUGCUAACAACCUCACAGAUCAGAAGGUGGAGGGGAAGGUUCAGGAGUCCUGCUAUCCUGACCGAUAAGGCUGAGGGAGUGAAAGUGGCAGGAACCUUGGGGGAAAGUGACAGUAUCAUCUUGUAAUUUGUGAUAGGAAGAGAUGUGAGAAUCUAAGCAUAAUAAGAGUUUAGGGAAGCAGAUUGAAAGAAGUUCAAGGAAAUGUUGAGUAUGAAUUCAUAGCUAGAAAUUCUGAAGGAGAAUGAAGGUUGAUGAUGUUUGGGAGAGUUUAAAAAGUGAAAUUUAUUUAUUUAUUCAUUCAUUCAUUCAUUCAUUUUAUAACCUGAAUCUUCCUCCAAAAGAGCCCAGGGCAGUAAACAUGUCAGUACUAAAACAAUGCAGUUAAAAUGUCUAAAAACAGUUAAAAACUCCUAAAAGCAAUCACUAAACACAAUCCAAUAAUUUCAAGGUUGCCACGGACAGAACUUUUAGCCAUCAAAUGGCUAGGCAAACUAGAAUGUCUUAAAUUUCUCCUAAAAGCUAAUAUUUAAUUAUUUAUUUGAAAAAAUAUUUAUAUACUGUAAUACAUAAAAACAACCAUACACCAUAUACAAUAAAAACUGUUACGAAAAAACUAAAACAGAGUUCAACUAACUACUGCAGAAAGAUAUCGAUAAUAGGGAGGGAGACUGGCGCAUCUUGCUAAGGAGGACGUUCCACAAACAGGGAACCACCACAGAGAAGGACCUAUCACAGGUCACAGCCAACCAAGCAACUGCUGGGGCAGCACCACAAACAGAGAUACCGAAGGCGCAAUUACAAACCGUUUCCAUGCCCAGUGCAGCUGCACAAGGAGCUCUCUGAUGAGGAGCAGUUUUGAUCCUCUAAGCCAGUGGUUCUCAACCUGUGGGUCCCCAGAUGUUGUUGGACUACAACUCCCAUCAUCCCUGAGCUCUGGCCUUUCUAGAUAGGGGUGAUGGGAGUUGUAGUUCAACAACAUCUGGGUACCCACAGGUUCAGAAAGGCUGCUAAGCCUCUCCAUCUGGCUUUUGGGACUCUUCCCCACGCCACUUCCAAGCCACUCACCCUCCUCCCAGGCCACGCCCCUCACUGGCUCUGCUUUACACACCCUUCAGUGUUUUUGCCUGGCUGGAGAUAGCUCAGCAUGUAGAGCAUGAGACUCUUAAUCUCAGGGCCAUGGGUUCAAGUCCCAUGUUGAGCAAAAAGAUUCCUGCAGUGCAUGGGGUUGGACCAGAUGACCCUUGUGGUUUCUUCCAACUCUGUGAUUCUAUAUAUGUAUAUAUAACAUUGAUAACUGAUCUUUUUUCACCUGCAUGGAGGAUAUGUGGAUGUGGGUAGAAAGUAGCCUACUGUAAAAUUUACAUUUGUUGCUCUGCUUGUUUUUCCAUUGGCCCCUCCCACCAUUGACAUGUUGCCUGGAUGGUUGUCCAGGAGGGGAUACAGUCCUCAGGCUGAAAAUGGUCCCCCAUCCUUCCUUUGAAAGGACAUGCAUAGGAGAUGUAUAUAGUCAACAAUGAGUAGACUAGGAUACUUCUUACUUGUAAUGGCAGUGUCAGAAAAGCUAUAAGUCCCAGAAUGAGCUGAGACUUAGAUUAGAUGCUAAAAACAAGGAGGACUUCUCUCGUUAUGUCUGGAGAAAGAACAAGAAGGAAGGGUUAGGUCUGUUGCUUGGAGAAGAUGGUGAAGCCUUAACAGGUGAUGCAGAGAAGGUGGAAACUACUCAACUCCUAUUUUGUCUUGGUCUUCUCCCACAAGGGGAAUUGGAUUCAACCUGGGAAAUGUAGAACAAAUGAUAUCAGGAGGGGCUUGCAUCCCAGAAUAGGUAUGGUGAUGGUUAGACACACCUUAAAUGAGUUCAAAUCUCCAGGGCCAAAUGAAUUACACCCUGGAGUGCUGAAGGGAGAGGCAAAAACUAUUUCAGAGCUGCUUAUUGUAAUCUUCAAUAAUUCUUGGAGAACAGGUGAAGUGCCAGAUGACUGGAGGUGGGCAAAUGUGGCCCUUGUUUUCAGAAAGUGAAGAAACUACAGACCAGUCAGCCUGCUGUUAAUACUAGGCAGAAUUCUAGCACAGAUUAUUAAGACUGUCAGCAUCUAAGGAAGACUGCACUGCUUACGAUUAUUUUAUUUAUUAAUUUCUUCCUAUGAACUACCCUGAAGCGAUUUACAAUAUAAUAUAUAUAAAACAGUUGCACGCACACACGCACGCACACAUUUCAUAAAGUUAUGCACCACUUGGUUGUAAAAACAAACAAACCCUGAAAGUUGCUUUUAAAAUUCAUAUUUAAAAACGUGAGUGAGAUUUAAACAACAGCAGCACAUAUAUAAAAUAAAUUCAAAUCCAAGAGAGAUACCAACUGGGAUAAAGAUUACUAGAAGCCAGCAUGAGUUUAUCAGUAGUGCAUCAUGUCAGAACAAUCUUAUUUGAUAGACUCUGAUAAAUCUACUGGUAGACAGGGAGCACCAUGGGUUGUACACAGCUAAGUUUUAUUCAGUGUUGACCCAUUGCUAAUGAUGUCCAUUAAAAUAAAUGGGUCUACUUUGGUUAUGACUAGCGUUAGGUAUGACCCCAUGGACAUUGUAUAGCUUGAUUUCAGAAAAGCAGUUGACAAUGGAACCCAUGAUACCCUUACUGAUAACGUUGUAGAAUGUGGGCUGUGAAUACCGGUUUUGAGAGCCCCAAACAAUUUGUACUUAUGAUGUCAUAAGUACAAGUUGAUGACUUCAGUGGGCAGGUGAGCUGUUCCAUAAGCAUAUAAUUACCGAAUGCUCAGACAUGUCCUGCCCCAAACAAUUGUAAAAUUCAAAUGUAAUCAGGAUCAACUCCUUUUUUUCAUCAAAGAAUUGAUUGUGACGACUAACUGCUGUGUGUGGAAAAACAUGUUCCAUUGUCCAUUCAUUAGCCUUUUAGCAGCCUAGCCCUUUUUGGUUUUCUAUAGUUCUCUCUCUCUCUCUUGCUUUGUUUCUCUGUCUCUCAUUAUCCCAUGUAUGGGGGGAGAAAACACUUCAUAAUCUAUUGUAUGACAUAAGCAUCUUGGUGGUGUCAGCCUUUUUGAAUAAAGAAUGAAUUGUUCUUAAUUGUGAAGAGCACAAGAAGCAUCAAAGGUUAAUAUCCAGCCAUCUCAAUGCAUGAAAACACUGGUAGAGCAAUGGAAAUGCAAGGAACUAUUCACAUCUGUGUUGGUUUUACAUAAAUUAAAAUAGUCCCUUACUUCAGUCUCCCCAAAGGAAGCUGUUAUUUCAGAACAGUAUUAUUGUAACAUUGUUUGGUUAAUUCCACAAGCCUUACCAAGUAGGUUGGUUUCUGUAAUAAAUGUAGGGGUUGCUCGUGCGCAAGUUGGUGCCACUCCUGGCUAGGUUGCCUUGUUAAACCUUUUCUGUCUGGACAGCCCCUGCACUUCGUGGCUGUUCAGUCGCUAGCAGAAUCCGUCAGUGGGCGUUUCUUAAACCUUUUCCAGCAUAAAAGUUGUUUGACUCCAAGUCUCCUCCUACUCUCCCUGCGCGGAAGCCUUCUGCGCAGGGAGGGCGUGGGUAGCGGAGGACCCGUGCUCUCCUCGCUGAUCUCCGGCGAGGAGUCCUGGAACCCCCUCGCCGAUUCCCCCAUCUGCCCCCCUUUAUCCCUGGUGUUACGCUGAUUUCUUUCCGCAGCUGGUGAGCUGCCUCUCCCCCUGCUGGGCCCUUCUCCAGCAUCGCUUGAGAGCCUAGCCUCCGCCUCUGGCUCCGAUGUCAGUUCCCUGACAUCCACCUCCCCCCCAGGACCCCCUUCACCCCCGGCCCGACCUUUUGAUCCAACUUCGUCCCUUUCCUCGGCCGACGAUGCGGGGAAUCCCCGGAAGGAGCUGUCGCCAUCCUCUGAGGAUUCAAAACCCGCUUCCCACCCGCUCCGAUCUCUCCCCGCGGGGUGGGCCUCCCAGUCUGAUUCUUCUUCCUCCGAAGCCUCUCCUCCCUCCUCUUCGGAGGCAGAAAAACCCACAAAAUCCUCUUCAUCGUCUGUGGUUCCAAAUUGCUCCUCCCAGAAUCUCACUAGUGGCUUGGGUUUGUCCGGGAACAGGCUGUGGAAUUCCUCCACAAGAUACCCGUCAUUGAUUGCCUCCGCGGGAACCCACGUGUUUUCCGACCCGGGUUCUCCCUCCCAAGCUACCAGGUACUCCACCUGGCGCCCUCGCCACCUUGAAUCGAGUAUUUCCGUGGCCCGGUUGUGGUGUUCCCUCUCCUCUAUCUGCGGGUGUGUGGUGACUUCGCCUUCCCGCCCGGGACUCCCCGCCCCUCCCUGUACGGUGAGAGUAGGGACCUAUGGAACACCGGGUGUAUCUUCAUGCUGUCCGGCAACUUGAGCUUGAAUGCCACGGGGUUCACCUGCUGUGUUACCUCAAACGGCCCCAGCCGCCUUGGCUGCAACUUCUUGCACCCCCCCUUAAAGGGUAACCCUUGGGUUGACAACCACACCCGGUCCCCCACCCGUAUGGUCUCCCCUUCCCUACGGUGCUUGUCUGCCUGCCUCUUGUAAAUUUCCUUGGCCCGUUCUAAGAUCAUCUUCAGUUGCUGGUGCAGAGCCUCCAUUUCUUCCACAAACUGUUCUGCCGCAGGUACGCUCCACCCUUCCUCCCCACUCCCCGGGAAGGCCCUGGGGUGACACCCAUAAUUGGCCAUGAACGGGCUCAUUCCCGUGGACACAUGUUCAGCGUUAUUGUACGCAAAUUCAGCCAGCGCUAGUUUCUCUACCCAAUCGUUCUGCCUCUCGCUGACGUAGCAGCGUAGGUAUUGCUGGAGUACACUGUUCGCUCUUUCUGCUUGCCCGUUGGUUUCCGGAUGUCUCGCCGUCGAGAAGCUCACCUCUACCUGCAGCAAGCUCAUGAGCUUCCUCCAGAACCGGUAGUAAAUUGUUUCCCGCGAUCCGAAAUUACUCUCGAGGGAGCCCCAUGCAACCUGAAGAUGUGAUCCACAAACAACUUGGCUGUCUCCUCUGCGGUCACCGCAUGUGAACAAGCUAUGAAAUGGCACAUCUUUGUCAAUAGAUCGACUACUACCAUGACUGCUGUCUUCCCCCGGGACUUGGGCAAAUCGGUCAUAAAAUCAAUGGACACCACCUCCCAGGGUCUUCCCGGCGUGGGUAAGGGUUCCAGUAACCCUGCGGGGCAGCCCUUUCCCCUUUGCCCUUUGGCAGCGGUCGCACCCCGUACAUAUUCCCGUACAUCCUCCCUCACCCUUGGCCACCAGAACUGCCUGGUGAUGAGCAUCAUGGUUUUGUGCUGUCCAAAGUGCCCAGCUGUGGGGCUGUCGUGGAGUUGUUUGAGUACCUUUCCCUCAGGGUCUCCCCGGUACAUACAGCGCCCCCUUAUAGUACAGCACCCCUUCCUUUUCCUCAAAACCCCUUGGUUUUCUCUUCCAUCUCGGAGUUCCCGGAUUUUAGUUUGAGCGAACACGUCGUUUCUAGUAAGCCCGGCCAGUUCUCGUUUCCCAACCAAGGCUCCCCCACACACCCAUCGGUCCUCGGGGAUCACGUGUCGUAUCUCCGGCGGUCCCUCUCCUUCCAUGUACUCCGGCUUCCGGGAGAGAGCAUCUGCUCUUACGUUUUCCUCUCCUGGCACGUAUCGGAUUUCGAAGGAAAACUUGGAGAACUCCUGUGCCCAUCGAAUCUGUCUCUGGUUGAGUACUCUUGCGGUCCUCCAGUACUCCAAGUUCUUGUGAUCAGUACAAACCUGGAUCUUGUGCUGUCGCCAUCGGUGAAACGCCGCAUAGAUCGCAAGCAGUUCGUGGUCGUACACCGUAUAGUUUUGCUCCGACUUGCUCAGCUUCCUCGAGAAAAAGGCACACGGCUUCCAUUCCUGCUUGCUCCUCCCUGGCUGCAAAAGAACCGCCCCAAUGGCUCUGUCGGACGCGUCGGUCUCUAGCCUCAUGGGUUUCUCCAGAUCAACGUGCAGGAGCUGCUCUUCCGAAGCGAACGCCUUCUUCAGUCUUUCAAAGGAUUGCUGGGCACUUUCUGUCCAGACAAACUUCUUUUUGCUACUGAGACAAUCUGUGAUGGGCGCUGUCAAGUGGGCGAAGUUCUUGAUGAACUUCCUGUAGAAGUUGCUGAACCCUAGGAACCUCUGCACGUCCUUCCGGGUUUUGGGGGCCUUCCAUUCCAGCACCGCCUGCACCUUGCUUGGGUCCAUAGCUAGGCCUUUGUCUGACAACUUGUACCCCAGAAACUCGACUUCUCUGGUGUGAAACUGACAUUUUUCCAGCUUGACCCACAACUGGUGCUUCUGCAGUCUCUUUAGCACUUCCCUGACGUCUCUGACAUGUUGCUUCUCAUUGUCCGAAUAGAUUAAGACGUCGUCCAAGAAGGCUACGCAGUUCUUGUACAGCAGGGACCCCAACACGUGGUGCAUGAAAGCUUGAAAACAGGCGGAGCCCGACUGUAAUCCAAAUGGCAUAACUAAGUACUCAAAGGCCCCCAGGGGGGUGAACAUUGUGGUCUUCCAUUCGUCCCUCCCUCAUCCUAAUCAAAUUGUAGGCUCCCCUGAGGUCCAGCUUGGUAAAAAAAUUUCCCUGCCUCACCCGUGUUAAAAUGUCGUCAAUCCUGGGCAUUGGGAAGGUCACGGGUUCUGAUACCAAAUUUAACGCCCUAAAAUCUACGACCAAUCUGGGCUGGUUAGUCCCUUUUUUGUCCACAAAGAACACCGGACUGCCCCCACCGCCUUUGAUUCCCUUAUGAACCCCCUCUUCAGGUUCUUGUCAAUAAACUCCCGCAACUCCUUCAUCUCCCGGUCCGACAUGGCAUACAGUUUACCCACUGGCAGCUGAGCCCCUGGGAGCAAGUUGAUUUGGCAGUCAAAGGAUCUAUGGGGGGGUAGUCUAUCCGCCUCCUUCUCGCUGAAGACCUCCUGCAGGUCAGCAUAUUGUGGUGGCACCUCCCCUUUCGGCUCCACCACUAACCCAGCCACCCUGGCCACGGUCAUCCUUGGGGUUUCCCCCCCUAGACAGUGUUCCAAGCAGUAAGCUGACCCAAAGGUGACCGUCCGCUGAUGCCAUGCCACUACUGGAUCAUGUAGUGCCAGCCAGCUCAUCCCUAAUAGUAUUGGGGAUCCUGCCAGUGUGGCUACGUGAAAGGCAAUGGUCUCCGUGUGCCUGGAAACCCUCAUUCUCAUUGGUGGGGUCUGGUGUGUCACUUCCCCUCCCAGAAGCUCCCUGCCAUCAAUGGUGGUCACUUGCAAGGGAAAAUCCAGGGGCAGCAGGUGGAGCUGGUGCUCUAGGGCGAAGUCCUUGCUGAAGAAAUUGCAGGAACUGCCUGAAUCCAACAGCCCCUUCACCUUGACUGGGUGCCCAUUCGGGAGUUCUAGCACCACUUCUAUGGCUAUGGCCGCUCUGGGGGGGGUCUGGCUGGGGCACUUCUAUUGGUUGCUGGCCUGGCUGCUGUGCCCGCUGAGUGGCAGCCAAGCGUUGGCGUUUCCCUGCUCCUGCUCUUUUCCCCCCUCCUCCUCACCUCCAGCAGCUCCCACCAUUCCUUGCCAGGCCUUUCUUUGAGGGCAGACCCUGGCAAAAUGUCCUGGCCGCUGGCAGAGGAAACACUUCUUAUUAGUUUUCCAAUCCUUUCCCUCCCUUUUGCGACCUUCACUGGAGUUUGAAACCUCCCGUGCGCGCGCCCCAUCAAUUUCCAUUGGCUCCGCUGGCGGGGAAGGCUGCCUCGGUAUUUCAGGAAUGCGGUAGUCAUGGCAACGUUCUCCUCUCCCUUCCCGCUUCUCCUGAGCCCGCGCUUCCUGUCUUACACCAAUCGCAAGCACAGCCUUGGUCAGCUGAUCCAUCGACUGCGGGCGGGGCGCGCGGGAAAGCUCAUCCUUCACCGUUGGGGACAUCCCCUCCUCAAACAACAUCUGAAUGGGUUCUGAGUCCAAUUCCCACCCGAGCCGGUGGACUAACAUGGCAAAGCGCGACCAGUAGUCUCUAACUGACUGGUUCCCCUGUUUACAACCCAUCAGUUCCCGCCGAGUCACACUUUGCUGCACAUCACUGGAAUACAUCGCAUCCAUCGCCUGGAAGAAUUUCCUCAGGUCUUUCAAGGCGGCAUUUUGCGUUGCCAUUAGGGGCCUGAUCCAUUCCCUGGCCCCAUCCUGCAGAUGCCCGACAAUGUAUGCCACCCUCUCCCCAUCGUCCGCAAAAUCCUUAUGUUGCAGUUCCAAAGCGUAUUCUAUUUCCGUUCGGAACGCGUUGUAGAUCUGGGGCUUCCCCCCAAACUUGUGUGCCAGUCCCGGUACCUUCCUUGCUACGGGGUUGGGUCUGACCUGUGCAUCGUGAGCCCGCCUUUCUUCCAACCGCGCCGUGAGAAGAGCCACAUGCUGUUCCAAAUCUCGGUUCCUCUCCACCAGAUUUUGCACUCCGGCUGCUCCCUCCGUGGCGCCGGCUUCUCCGGUUUGGCUCAUUCUGCUGCCUGCCUGUCGCUGCGCACAAGCAACGUCAAGGACUGAUGGAUUGCUGUAAUAAAUGUAGGGGUUGCUCGUGCGCAAGUUGGUGCCACUCCUGGCUAGGUUGCCUUGUUAAACCUUUUCUGUCUGGACAGCCCCUGCACUUCGUGGCUGUUCAGUCGCUAGCAGAAUCCGUCAGUGGGCGUUUCUUAAACCUUUUCCAGCAUAAAAGUUGUUUGACUCCAAGUCUCCUCCUACUCUCCCUGCGCGGAAGCCUUCUGCGCAGGGAGGGCGUGGGUAGCGGAGGACCCGUGCUCUCCUCGCUGAUCUCCGGCGAGGAGUCCUGGAGCCCCCUCGCCGAUUCCCCCAUCUGCCCCCCUUUAUCCCUGGUGUUAACGCUGAUUUCUUUCCCCAGCUGGUGAGCCGCCUCUCCCCCUGCUGGGCCCUUCUCCAGCAUCGCUUGAGAGCCUAGCCUCCGCCUCUGGCUCCGAUGUCAGUUCCCUGACAGUUUCAUACAUGCAUCCUUUUCUGUUAUCCCUUACCAGUUGUAGCAUGUGGGAACAGCAAAAUGUUGCAGACUCUUCAGGUAGUUUCAUCCUCUCUGCCUUCCGGUUUUCUGUUUGUCCACCCCUUAGAAUCAGCCUGAAUUCCAUGACUGCUGAACAGGCUCAGUCUUCAUUCGGCUGGGGUGAGGGCUCCCUUGUUUUUCCUUUUUAAAAAAAUCACUUUUGUACCUCCCCUUUUGGAACACUUACUCAGUACACUUCCAAAGGCUUCAUAGAAAUGUGUUUUUCAUGGAAGAAAGAGAUGCUGGUAUUGCACAGGUGUUGUGUGUUCAGGCAUGUUUUACCAAGGUGCUGGCAAGCUGGGUGGAAGAACAAGCCCUGCUGAGGGAUGUGGCCUAAGGAGAAAGGAUAGGCCUAGGGAGAGUCCCAUGGACCAGAUCAAGAGACCCGGAAGACUGCAUUUGUCCCCCGGGCCUGAGGGUCCCCAUCCCUGCAUAAAGUAUGCAUGACAGAAAAGCGAGUACAAUUGCAAAAAUCAUACUUUUGCAACCUUUAUACUUUGCAUGGAACACCGGUGUAAUAUUAGGUGCCCAGUGGGUGGCAGGGACUCUCCACUGCUCCUGCAUCCAGCAUGCGGAGAUUGUUGCCUCUUUGCAGGUGUAUGAAUCAUGGCCAAGUAAGCAAGCAGGCCAGAAUUCACAAAGGCGGAAGUGGGAAGAGGCAGAUCGAGAAAUCUCUCAUACAGGACCACAUACGGGAUUCAUUCCAGAAGAGUUGCAUUGUUAAACUGGAGCAGCGGGAGCAGGCGUCCAACCCCCCACCCACAUACAACACAGAGAGUGCUGGAGCACAUUGGAAACUAGUAUGAAAUGCAAGCAUGGAUGUUUUAUAGAUACAAAGUGCAGGGUUUGAAUAGACAUUGGCAACUACUAAGCCUAACGUUCACAGGUUUUAAUUUUUGCAUUGUCAGGAGCUUUCUAGGGCUCGAGAACCAGAGCUCUCAGUUCUGUGCACAGCUGUCUCUGCCCCCCACCCCCAUCCCUGCUUGCUUUGCAUCAACAGAAUGUCAUAUUAAUCCUGAAAAUCAGAAAAGAAAGAGCCCUAGAACUAUAUUCUCAGACUCUUAAGUACCGUAGUUUUCCGUGUAUAAGACGACCCCAUGUAUAAGACGACCCCCUUUUUUAAAAACUCAGAAUUAAGAAAUUAAGUUGUUUAGCUUUGGGGGGGGGGUCACUUCCACCAAUCGCUCACCUGCCUUCCCGCCACUGCCAAUCGCUUGUCACAGCCAUGGCCGAUCGCACACCUGGUUGCAUCCGGCAAUUGCCUGCCUGCUCACCGCCACCAACAACCCACCCGCCCACUUGCCGCAGCUGCCAAUAACCUGUUUGCCUCGCCACAGCCACCAAUCACCUGCCCAAUUGCCACAGCCAGUCGCCAGCAGGCCUUGCCACAGCCACCAAUCACCUGCCCAAUCGAUGCUGCCAAUUGCCUGCUUGCUUCUGCCAUUAAUCGCACGUCCCCCCACUCUGCAUUCACUAUCAGUGUAUAAGACGACACCCAGUUUUUGUCUAUUUUUUUUUUUUAGCAAAAAGCAUCAUCUUAUACAUGGAAAAAUGUGGUAAUAUAUGAAAAAAGUGAAUGGCUAAAGAUAGAUAGAAUUGACCCUGUUUAUUUAAACAUUUCCACAUGGGGUGCCCCAUCCAUAAUGUUGGGGAAAUAGCCAUAGACUUUCAUACAUGAUUUGAAACAGCAAAUCAGCAAUCUUGAAGAAAGCACCUCCAACUAUUUGUUUCAAAACAUUGGAACUCUGAAAGCCACAGUCUCUCUGACUUGGAAAUAUGUCCUAUUGCUAAUGGUCUUGGUGGACCACUUGAUGAUUUUUCUGCCCCUUGUAGCAAAUAAAAUGUGUUGUGCUAGGUGCUAUAUGAUUUUUAAUUGUAUGUUCAUUGCUUCUUUUAUUUCUUAUAUUGUAUUUUAUUUUAGUACAAUUUGAACUCCUUUCCACAGAAUUAAAAUUGUAAUACAAUAAAAUACAAUAUAAGAAAUUAGAGAAGCAAUUAAAUGCAAUUAAAAAUCAAUGUGAACAUUUGAUGUGCCAUCUCCCAUCUUCAACAACAGAUCCACAGACAUGCUGUGGAUUACAUGAAUGAAGCUCACGGACCACUGGUGGUCCACAGACCACAGUUUGGGAGCCCUAGUUGCAAGCAGUAAAUCUGGGAAUAUUAGAAGAAAAGAGAAGUUUUGGAAUAUAGACUCAAGACUCUUAACAGGUCAUGAACGUAAUCUGGAACUAUAUACACAGUCUUUGAUUUUCACUUUUUAGAAAAAUGUUUAGCUUAUGCCAGACUCCUUUAGAAUUUUUCCAUCUUAAGUGUUCUUAAUGGGAUUGGAUGAAGCUGUCUUGAUUUGAUUAAUGUCUCUUUUAUAUCUAUUGACCAGCAUCUCCACCAUCUCCAUUAUGCACAGAUCCUAAAAAUGUCACACUUUUAGCAUUUUUUUAAAAAGAUUGAAGUACCUAUUAGGUGUUCAGAGGGCUGUUUUUUUCUUUUUUUAAGCUGCUUGGAGAAGCUAUUGUUAGUACAGUAUGGCACCCAGUAAGUAAAAUGCCUUUUAAAUACUCCAGGAAGGAGCCAUAAAACUUAAUGCACAGACCCUUCUGGAGAAUUGUACAGAGAAAGAAAGAUGGGUGCCUUCUUGUACCCAUUGGCCGGCCAUCUUUUUUCCUGUACAGUGGCCCUUGUAGCCUCCCAUAUUUUUUUCUCUAUAUAAUUCCCCAGGAAGUGACUUUUCAUUAUGACAUAUUGCUACCAACAGAAGCACUUUUAAAAUGCACCACACUACUUACUAGCUGCUUGACUGUUGCAAAAGAGAAAAUGCGAAUAAUUUUGAAUAUUUCACGCCGGCCCAACUCAGAUAGAAGUAAGGAGUACACACCACCUAACACUGGGGAAAAGCUCUGGCAAAAUCCCUCCUCAAACAAACAUUUAAUGUAAAUCUCUAAGAAAGCUUCUAUAAACUCAUUUUUUAUUAUAUUUGACAUCAUUGUGACUUAAUCACAUUUAUAGCCCAGCAAGUAAACUAUGUUAGAGAUGCAAUACAAUAAAUGCAGACAUGUUUUCUUGACUUGUCCUAAGAUAAAGUCUAGGAUAAUGUGAUAAGAGAAAUGGAAGCAAUAACAGGAUAUGUACUCUCAACAGAUCCAUUAGUUAUUUUACUUGGUGUGUUAAAGAUUUGGCCUUAACAGAUGAUAGAGAAAUGGUCUCGAACUUGUUCAUGGCUUCUUGCUUGACUAUUUGUCAAAACUGGAAAAAGAUAAGAACUCUGACACUUGAAGACUGCGUAACCGAAGUAUGGGAUGUAGUAAAUAACAUAAAAUGGACUAAUAUGGUCAGUCAAAGAGGAAACAGAGCCUUAUGACCAUUUUGUUGAGGAAUGAAACAUAAUCAUAAUGUAUUGGUGUGCAGUAACAUACAAGAAAAUAUUAAUCCACUUAUGUGGAUAGACAUCUUGUGAAGUAUCUGCUGUGAGAAUGUUCAUAUUCCUUCUAGUUAAGAUGUUCGUUUGCCACAUUAUUAAUGGUUUGUUAUAAUUUACAACCUUCAAAUUCUCAUUAAAUAGUCCUAAUAUAUAUUUGAUUAAAAAACCCUUAUCUGGAAAACUGCAGUGCCCCUUCUAGAAACCUUUAAGCAUCAUUGCAAGAUGGUGUCUUUCUGGCGUGUGAAACUGGCAUAAGUGCUAUAUGCACAGCGAAGCAAGGAAGGCACUUCAUGAAAAAAGAUUCUUCGGGAUAUGAUCACACUUGUGAGAGGUGAGUAAUGGGACUCACAAGAGAAUUUUUUCUAGGAAAAAGUGCUCUUUUACAUCCUAAGUGUGCUGAAGACACAGGUGAUAAUUCAUAGAAGCCACCAAAGUAACUUGAAGGGCAACAUCCAAUUCAGACUGGAACAUCUUUGGAAAGAUCUCUCCAAACUGAGCAUCAGAGUAGAGAGAAAAAUGGCAUCUGUUGGAUCCACUUAAAUCUGGGUACAGAACUGGCUUCAGGACUAAUCUGCCUUGGUGGAAAAUAUACUCCAUAGUAGAAUACAAAGGUCAUAGGUAUACCAAACAUAUAAAAUAAUCAUGAAUGUUGCUAAAGAAACUCAUAUUUAGUGGGGGGGGGGAGAUGCCAGCUAUGAGAUUGUUUAGUCAUAUGAAUCACAAAUGGCCUCCAGGCAGAAGUGAAGCCGCCUUGAUAACUGAUAUUGGAAAACAUUUCACAAAGCAGUUUUUCUAAAUAAAACUGUGCCUAUAAAGUAUAAACUUGUGUGCUCUGGGAAUAGUCAGAACCCUCCAUUUUCCUAAUGAGGUUUCAUCAGGCUUCAUGAAACACUCAUCCUAUGAAUGCCAUAACUCGACAAGAAUGGAGAAAGACCAUUUGGAAGCUACACAACCCAUUCCUUCUUAGCAGUCUCCUUCCUUGUCUCUUGUCCUCUUCUCAUGCACCACCAUUAGCUAAGAAAUGGCCUUGCAACUUCAAGGGUGUCUUAAUGGAUUCUGUUCCACAUAGCUUUUUAAAUGAUGCAUCAAAUCGUAGUAUAAUGUUGAGUUCUGCUUCGCUUCUGGUAAGGAAGCAUCUAUGGACUUCAACACAAAAUAUUAUGGAAAGCUCCGGUAUAAAAUCAGAUGUGACUUGUCUAGACAUGUAGCAAUUCAGCCUUUAACUCCCAGAUGGAAAGGAGGAUGGGACCGAUGGAUGGAUACCUGUAUACAUGCAUACUAUAUAGAUUUAUCCUUCUGAAUACCAGUUGCUGAGUGGCAGCAUAGAAGUCCUGUUGCCUUCAUCUCAGAAGCAUUUGGUUGAUCAUGGGAAAGAAAUUUUAGACUAGAUGGACCUUUCAUCUGAUCCAGCAGGAAUCUUAGAUGCUUGUGAAUGGAUUACAGUGGUCCAAACACACGUCCUGGUCCAUGUGAUGACCACACAUGUUCAGGGAAGGGACCACAGCUUCAUGGUAGAGUACAUGUUUUGCAUGCAGAGUGGGGCUCAGGUUCAAUUUCCAGUUAAAUGGUCACAUGGCAGGCCAUGGUAAAAACCUCUACCUGUGAAUCCGGAGGGCUGAUGCCAACUGAAGUAGACAAUUUGUUGAGCCUGGUGUGAGACCACUUCUGAUGUUUUAAAUGUAAAGUAAUUGUGAUUGGAAGAAUUAGGUGUGUUUAGGCACAUUUACUGGGCCAUGUCAAAGUUGUAACAAAUGCUUGGCCCCCUUCCUAUAUAAGCUUAAAUUGUUCUUUUUGUCUUUGAUGCAAUGCUGUGCCUUCGGUCUAUGCAUUACUGUCACUGCUUCUUUCUGUGCUGUGUUUACAAUCAGACACACACAGAGGGAGGGAGGGAGGGACUGGUGCCAUUUACAUUUUGCUGGAAAAUGACGUGCUGGUAUGGGAUCAUAAAUUCCAGGCAUAAUUGCAGAGUCACCUAAUCCUGGAGCAUUAUUUGCCUCAGUAAAAGAAAACUUUCAUUUCACUUAUGACCUUACAGCAGUUGCCACACCUUCUGGAUCCUGUUCACUGUUAGGCUAUAGAUGCAGGGCAGACAAAAAAAAUGGUAUUACUUCACACAACACAUACUUAAUGGAAUUUGCUCCUGCAAAAGGCAGUGGUGGCCACUGACUUGGAUGGCUUUAAAAUAGGAUUGGACAAAUUCAUGGAUGAUGAGGCUAUCAAUGGCUAUUAAGCCUGCUGGCCAUGCUCUUCUUCCAUGCUCAGAGGCAGUAUGCUUCUGAAUACCAUUUGCUGGAAACCACAGAAGAGGAAAGUGCCUUUGCACAUAGGCAUCUGUGAGAACAGGGUGCUGGACUAAAUGGGCCACUAGCCUGAUCCAGCGGGCUCUUAAGAAUGUUCUUAGGUUGGAUCCCAGCUAGCUCUGUGGUCCAAAGGCACAGAAUUCAGAAAACUUUCUGAAGCAGGUCUAUGGUGAUGCUUCCUACAUAAGAAGAGACUUUCAGGAUCAGACUAACAAUCCAUGUAGUCCAGACUCCUGUGUCCUAUAGUGGCUAACAUGGUACCUCAGGAAACCCACAAGCAGGGCAUGAAGACAAUUGCCUUCCCCUGUUGUUGUCCCCCAACAAGGCUGGAAAUGGUGGCCCUCCAGAUUUGUUGGACACCAACUCCCAUCAGCCCUAGCAGCAUGGCCAAUAGUUAGGGAGUUGGAAUCCAAUAUCUGGGCUACAGGUUAGCCACCUCUGUUUCUAUGAGACAUACUCUCUCUAAACAUGGAGGUUCAAUUUAGCAAUCAUGAUUAGUAGCCAUUGAUAGUAUUAUCUUCCAUGAGUUUGUCUAAUCGACCUUUGAAGCCAUCUGAUCUUGCUGUUGCAACUGUUGUAGGGAACCCCUGCAAUAUAUGUCAUUUUCAUACUAAAACCAUUGCCCACAAAAACCCAGUGUGGCCCUUUUACUUCUCCUCCUCAACUUUUAAAGCACCUAGCAUGAAAAAAAACCCUUAACCUAUUCAUCUGUAAUUUGUCAAGUUUCUUUCUUGAGGCAUUUAUCUCACAUAUGUCAUUUCCAUACAGAAAACAAUAGCAGAUAUUAAGCAACUACCCCAAAUGUGCAGGAAAAGCACAGCAGCUAUCUUUCUGAAAUUUGGCUGGAUUCCCCUCAAAAGGGGAAUGUCUAUAAAUUCCAGCUGAUUCGGCCAAAAAAGUUAUAAAUGGUUCAUUAAAAAAAAAAAAUCUUUAAAGGUGCCCAGCACAAAAUCCCUAGACCUGUUUUCUGUAAUUUGGCAGGCUUUAUUCACCCCGAGGAGCUACUAUGCAUGCAAAUGUCAUCCAAUUCUGUCAAAAGGAAGAAAAGUUAUAGGUAUCAUUAGUUUUACCCAUAGUAGUGAAUUGGGGAAGAAACAACACUUCAUUUUUUCCAAGUCAAAAUUUGGACCUAAACCAAAGCAGGCAGCCUCCACAGUGCUUCAGACUAAAUUUGGCUCCAGAUUAGAAUCUUGAGAUCAGUGAACACCUUUACCAUAUACUGGUCCAUCUGGUUCAGUAUUGUCUACACUGACCAGCAGCAGGAUUCCAAAUAGUGGGAAGGCUUCAGCUGAACACACUGAGAAGCCGCAUUCAGACCUUUCCUCUCAAUGCAGGAGGGUCAGGGUGGAGCAGCCAUGGAUGAGGACACUGAGGGUUCGAUCAGCAUGUCUGCGCCUGCUAUUCCUACAUACUUUAUGCCUAUACUCAUUCAAAGAACUCAUGAAUAAUGCUCGCAAUUUUUUAAGCAUCGUACCAGUUUAUCUAUUUUUACGGGAAGGUGAAUAUUGAUUUUAUAUAUCUGUAUAGUAACUGAAAUCAGAGAAGCGCCUAGCAUUUUAAAAUUCAGAAGGCUUUCCCUGAAAUGUGGCCCAGCCAUUUAAUGUAACAAUAACUGUAAAAUUGUAGAAAUGGUUUUGUUCCCUUUAGUUUCCCUGCAUUUUAUAUUUUAUCUUAUUUUAUUUUACUGUACAGCACUUCAGUAACUUUUGGUUGUGGAGAAGCUUAUAAACCUGCAAAUAAAUAGUAACAGACGAAAAAUCAAGAAUUGUUCAAACCAUUUUGUGAGGCUUGGUGCUAUCUGAUAGACUUGACAGCAACGAACUCAGUUGAACAAGCAUGUUAGAUUGGCAUUCUGUAUACCAGGAGUAGGGACCUUUUUUGGUCCAAUGGGCGAGAUCUUUCUCUCCUCGUGUGAACCAACCCACUUGUCAAUCAUAUGAUAACAUAAUAUCAGGUAGAUUGUCCCAUCCACCUAUCAAAGUUGGCCCAUAGGGAUGAAAAGGUAUUGCCCAAGCAGAAGUGAACUCCCCGUGCAUUGCUUGAUGUGUGGAAAGUUCAAUCCUGCUUUCUGCAAGUUUGGACACACCAGCCGGUUCCCUGCAGGACCUCACUGACGUGUCCAAAACCAACAGAGCAAAUAUAUUUGGAUACUUUUAAAUGACUCAAGAGAUGCAAAUGAGUAAAGCUCCACCAGCUGAGAAAUGUUUACUUACAUUCCCCAUGAUCCAAAUUAGUCCUCUGGAAGAGGCAGGGAGAAAUAAUGUAUUUGUAGCAUUACAUAUGAUGCCAUGUUAAAUAAAAUCCUAACCUUCCAAGCCUUGUUAAGUUCCUUUCAACAAGGACUCAGGAAGAGCUUUGCAAGUUUAAACCUCAUUAAUAAAUUAAGUCUCCUCAUUUCCACAAGGUGAGCAAAGUGUAAAUAAGGAGCAUUUCCAGAAUAUUAAGUCUUCCGAAACGGUUCAGCAUAAGCCUGGUGAACUUCCUUCCUUUAAAUAACUGUUUGUACUGGAGACAAGUGUGUGUGUUUUCAGAGUAACAAACUCUCUAUUAAAUUAAGCAUGACUAUGAAGCUUAUUUUGGGAGUCUUGGGUUAUGCGUGCUUUGCACUUGAACUUAGAGCUGCAUAUAUAUUUUUUUUAAAAAAAUGUGAUUGUUAACGUUUUUUCCUCCUUUAAAUGAGAAAUCAGCCGCACCAGUGUAAAGGAGGAAAAAUACCCCAGUGGACAGGAUUGGAAUGCCAACACGUCAAAGCCAAGCGUUAGGGAGAAAUUGAGCUACUGAUGAUGAUGGGAAGAGUCACCACAGAAUGAUUUUCUGCAUCAAAUCACACAGUUUCCUCAUAGGGCAUCACAGCUGUAGAACAUCCUCCCUGUAGAACUGGGGUGGGGAAUCUCAGGCCAGAUGUGACCCAGGGACUUUUCCCUCAGCCCUCACCGACUCUUCUCUGUGCCUUCCUUGGAUGUCCUUGCCUGACUAGAAUGUUUCCUUGCUCUCUGGCAUUCUCUUGCUUCCCUAGAUGGAAGGGAGAAUGAGUGUGUAGAAACUAGCCUACUGUGGAAAGAUAAAAUUGGCAUUUGAUGCUCUGUCCACUUUGGCCCUCCCCACCCCUGGCAUGUGGCCCCCAGAAGAUUAUCCAAAAAGGAAGGUCAGGCUCAAAUAGUUAUACAGUUUUGUACAAGGACAACGUAGCGCCAACUUUGCUGUCUUCUCAGCACCAAGUCAAAACAUUUCUGUUUGUGUAGACAUUUUAGAUGUUUUGUCUGCCCUGUUGUGUUUCACUGCUUCUUAAAAUUGCUUUGACUAUAUAUUACAGAUUUCAGUUCAUGGUUCCAUUUAUUUUGGUCUUAUUUUGUAUACUGGCCUGAUACCUAACUGUUAAACUCUGAUCACCUCAGCCUGGCUGGGGAUAAUGAAAGUUGGAGUCUAGCAACAUAUGGAUUAACUAGACUGGAUGCUUUCAAUCUCUUUACAGAGGAGGAGUAAGGGAAAUAUGGGAGCCAACAGCAGACUUUUGUUCAUUUACGGAGUGCAAGGAUAGCCAACAUAGUACCCUGCAGAUGUUUUGAAAUACAGCUCCCAUCAACUCCAACCAUUAUGACCAAUAGGCAGACAUCAAUAAUAGAACCAUAGAAGUGUAGAGUUACAAGGUGAGUCCUUUAAAAGAGGCCUCGUGGAUACAGAGUACACAUGUUCCACAGGGCCUCUUUUAAAAGACUCGAUCUGUAGAAGGGACACCAAGGUUCAUCUAAUCAAACCCCCUGCAAUGCAGGAAUCACAGCUAAAGAAUGCCUGACAAAUGGCCAUCCAACCUCUGUUUUUAAAAAAACCCAAUGAAAGAGAAUCCACCCCUUUCCAAGGUAGUCCAUUCCAGUGUUGAAUAGUUCUUACCAUCAGAAACUUAUUCCUAAUGGUUAGUCAGAAUCUUCUUUCUUGUAAUUUGAAUCAGUUUGUUCCGAUCCUAUACCCUCUGGAGCAGCAGAAAACAAGCUUGCUCAAUAUUCCAUGUGACAGCCCUCCAGAUAUUUGAAGAUGGCUUUCAUAUCAAAUCUCGCUCUUCUCUUCUUCAGACUAAAACCAGUUCCUUCAACGGUUCCUUGUAAGGCUUGGUUUCCAGAUCCUUUAUCACAUGGUGGGACCAAAAUAUCUAAAUGGUACCAUGUCAUGCUGCACCAUGAUUUUGUCUUAUGCGCCAGUGGAAUUAUAAGUGGCUGGUUCCUGUGUUACAUGCUGUGUCAGCCAUAUUUACAAGUUAAGACAUAGCAUGCUAAGAACAAAAGAAGUGUUUUCGCAUCACUGUGAGACUGCUUUAGGUGCAGCAGAGAUGAAAGGAAAAGGAAAUUGUAUGCAUUCUCCAAUUUAAAUUAACAAAAAUGGGGAAUAUAAUAAUGAUUUGGUUUGUAUGUGUCAGUUCCAACUGAAAGGAGAAUGGAUGGGGGAAUGGAAAACUUAAUGACUAGUUUCUUCCUUUUCAGAAUUGAAAAUAUAUUUUGAUUAAUCUCUAGUAGCCAGAUAAUACAUUUUUUCUUAUUAGCAGAAACUUCCUCAAAUGUACUUUGAGAUGCUGUAGAACGUAAAAGGAGGUUAUUACCAGACUAUGAAAGUAGCAAAAUACUCACAGAUUUUCAAAGCUGGAAUAGUGGAAAUGAAACUGCUUCUUCGAAGAUAAUUAUGGGUUGAUCAUUGGAGUGCACUAUGAAGAAAAGGGUUAGGUUCAUCUCUUGAUGAUAAUCAUGUUCUCAGGCUGUAUUAUGAUAUUUUCAUUGAACCCCAUACAUGGCGGGCUUGGCACUUGUUCAUUCAGCAAUCCUACAUUGUGGGAGCUACUGCUUUUAGUCAGUAAUACUGAAUUUCAGUGGCACUGCUCUGUGUAGCAGUGGUUGUAUACCCAUGUGCAUUCAUUCAUCCAUUUUAUUUGUUUGCCACUUUUCCAGACAAAAAAAAUACUCAAAGCAGCUUACAACAAAGGAAACAGGAAUACAUUUCAACCAAAACACUACAAAAACAAUUUCCUAACAUUGCAAAACAAUAACAUAGUAACAAUUUCAUAAUUAAAUAGCAAAACAAAAGCAAACAUAAUAACAUACAAAAAGACCCACAUUUCAGUAUUAUAAAUAUAACAAGAAUACUGUACUUAAACAACAAGCAGCAUCCAAUAGCAAAAAUAACUAGAGAGUUUCUCAGUUUCACCUUAGUCCUGGAAACACCCCUUCCAUGAUUUUGCCCAGCGUCCCUUGCAAGGCUUCCAAGGGCAAGGGGUGGGGUAGCUGAAAACACUCACCUGCCCGCCAUGAUGUUGUACAAGCCUGCAUCAAGGAUAGAGCAUCUUUUUAAGCCUGAGGGCCAUAUACUCUUGCAGGGUCAGUCAUCUAGGGGCCGCAUCGUAAGCAUGGAUGCGGCCAGAUGCAAAAGUGAGUGUAGCAACUGUGGGACUAAUAAUAAUAAUAAUAAUAAUAAUAAUAAUAAUUUUAUUAUUUAUAUCCCAGCCACUCUGGGUGGCUCAUAGCACAUAAAAAUGGUAAAGCAUUAGACAUUAAAAAUGUACUGAUACAGGGUUGCCUUCAGAUGUCUUCUAAAAGUCAGAUAGUUGUUUAUUUCCUUGACAUCUGAUGGGAGGGCGUUCCACAGGGCGGGUGCCACUACCGAGAAGGCCCUUUGCCUGCUUCCCUGUAACCUCAGUUCUCGCAGUGAGGUGAGGGAACCACCAGAAGGCCCUCAGAGCUGGGCCUCGAUGUCUGAGCUGAACGGCAGUGGUGGAGACACUCCUUCAGGUACACUGGGCUGAGGCCGUUUAGGGCUUUAAAGGUCAACACCAACACUUUGAAUUGUGCUCGGAAAUGUACUGGGAGCCAGUGUAGGUCUUUCAGGACCGGUGUUAUAUGGUCUUGGCAGCCACUCUCAGUCACCAGUCUAGUUGCCGCAUUCUGGAUUAGUUGUAGUUUCCAGAUCACCUUUAACGGUAGCCCCACAUAGCGCGCAUUGCAGUAAUCCAAGCGGGAGAUAACUAAAGCAUGCACCACUGGCGAGACAGUCUACGGGCAGGUAGGGUCUCAGCCUGCAUACCAGAUGGAGCUGGCAGACAGCUGCCCUGGACACAGAAUUGACCUGCACCUCCAUGGACAGCUGUGACUCCAAAAUGACUCUUAUCUUUCUACAGUAGGCUGCAUUGCACCCAUGCAAACAUCAGAGGUUUCUGUACAUGUGCACAACUCUCUCUCCAAGUAGGAAAGAGGCAUUGAUUCAAUGAUGCAUUCAGGGAAGGGAUGGACAAGGACCAAUGAGGAAGGUUGUCUCUAGGAAUGGGAGAGUCCUGAGGUUUCCCACUCCUGACCCACACAGAUAAGGUUUUAAUGUUCACUCAUAGCAAUCCUAAAAGGAAGAGUCAGCCAGAGUCAGCCAGGUUUUUAUUACUGACAACCCAUCAAUAAGAUGGAAUAGAAAAUAUGAAAUCACAGCUUCCAUUAUAACCAAUCAUUAUUAUUUAAAUGACAAGCUGAGAACUAGCAAUCAUAGCAGGGCUAUUAGAACAUUCAGAUACUAUGUGAACUGUUUGAUAAUAAAUUUAUUGUUCACAUCAUGGAAGAUACUCAGAACAGUGCUUUUUUCUGGCAGUACACAAUGGUAUGCAGUACCGACAAUUUUUGGCUGGGAAGGAGACAGGAGGGCUUUCAGGCCCUCUCAGAGCACUGUGCCUCCUUCCCUAAGAUGGGCAAAUGGUCCCCGGGCUCAGGGAAGGAGGCACAAUCCCAUACUGGUUGGACAGUAUGAUCCUGUGGUGAAAAUAGGCAUGUGCAGUUAGGGUCUGUGAGUACAGAAAAAGGUAUGGUGUUACAGCAAGUCAUUUAAUUAUAAUGCAUUAUGCAUUAUACCAGGCUUAUACCAUGCAUUAUAACUAUAUAUGCAUGAAGUUCUAUUAAAACAUGUAAUUAUUUUAUGUGUAAUUGUUUUUCCUAGGCUCAAGGAAAUUUUGUGCCCAGGGCAACAGCAUGACCAGGGGUAGCCAAUGUGGUACCCUUCAGUUGCUGGACUACAACUCCCAUUAGUUGCAGUCAGUGUGGUCAAGGAUAAUGGGAGUUGUAGUCUAGCAGUAUUUGAAGGGCUCCAUGUUGGCCACCCCUAGGUUACACAGGCAGAAAAUUUGCCAUCUAAAAUCUUUUGACGGUAGAACAUUAAAACAGGCCGAGAAAAUGGCUCUAUUUUUUGUAGGCAUCUUUAAAAUAAAACAGAUAUGCCUUACAUAUAUUGGAAGAAGCCUAAACCAUAUCCAACCAUCACUAAAAAUAAAUAAAACUUAAAGAGAAAAGAAACAAAAUCCAGUGGAUUCAGGAUCCUGGGCUUGCCUCUUGACAGUCCUUUGAUAUGCCAGCCUCGGUUUUUGACAGCAGAGAUAAAUCUCAAUUAGUCACCACUGCCAUCUGUAACUAACACAUACUUCCUCAACAAAAAACUCUGAAGUGGAGUCCUCAAAGGGAAUUUACGAGCAUGGGCAGUUUCAUAUUUGCCAAGUUUUGGUUAUGACCACACAUGACGGGGUUAAAUGGUGGGGCGGGGCGUGGAUUUCUCUAGAAGCGUGAAAGGCUUGCUUGCUUCCCACAUCCUUCCAAUAUUUUUAAUACGUUUUGUAUUUUUCUUAUUUUUUGCAGAAUAUGCAAGCAUUACAGUCUGGCUCUCUUAAAAAAAUUAAAUUCCACAGAGAAAUGGACAAAAUUAAAAUGCACUAACAUCAAACUACAAAAAUGGUGUUAAGCUACAGAAGUGGGCAGACUUUAAAUUCUGGCCUAGUCAUGUGUCGAUGACUAGCUGAGUUAAAAUUUCCAGCCACCUUGUAAACAUCUGGGCAUAUGUUGUUUUAUUUUUCACUUUUUGUAAGAAAGACUUUCAAGGAGGAUGCAUUCAGGAACUGUGUUGUGGUUGUUAUACUUGGUUAAUCAUUGAAUUGCACAAGCAGCAGUGUGUUCUUAACUUCUAGGUAUUCAGGCACUUUCUCUCAUAGCCAUAAAGGGCAGGGUGGAAUGACUUUUAUACCCACCUCAGUGAGGCUGUUAGACAUUUUGCAGCUGCCUGCAUCAUUUAAGGCACAGGACUGAAGACAACUUCCUCUGGCCACAUUCACACAACCAUGCAAACUGGAUUCGUCCAGACAUCAUGGCGAAAGCAUGCUUUUGCUGUCAGGAGAGGGAUGCGGGUGGCGUUGUAGUCUAAACCACUGAGCCUCUUGGGCUUGCUGAUCAGAAGGUUGGCGGUUUGAAUCCAUACAACGGGGUGAGUUCCUGUUGCUCUGUCCCAGCUCCUGCCUCCCUAGCAGUUCGAAAGCACGCCAGUCAAGUAGAUAAAUAGGUACUGUUGUGGCAGGAAAGUAAACGGCGUUUCCGUGCGCUCUGGUUUCCGUCACAGUGUUCCACUGUGCCAGAAGCGGUUAAGUCAUGCUGGCCACAUGACCUGGAAAGCUGUCUGUGGACAAACGUCGGCUCCCUUGGCCUGAAAGCGAGAUGAGCGCCGCAACCCCAUAGUUGCCUUUGACUGGACUUAACCGUCCAGGGGUCCUUUACCUUUACCUCUUUACCUUUGCUGUCAGGAAUAGGCAUCCUGUCUAUUUUCAUUUACUUAUUUCUUUGAAAAUUUAUGCUCCGCUUUUUGAAGAAGUUCCUCCACAAAGCAGUUUACAAUCCAGUCAAAAAAACCAACUCCCACCUGCCAACAAAAGAUAAAAAUACGAAACGCCCCAUUACAAUAAAAACCAGCACAAAAAGUGGAAUAUUGAAAUACAGUAGAGCAUACGAACAUAGGAAGAGCCCUGCCUGUUGUGACCGUCACAAUAAUAUUUCCAGAAGGGUAGCCUUGUAUCUGCUGUUGCAGCAAAAACAAUGGAGUCUUGUGGUGUGUUAGUCCCCAUCUGCACUAUACACUUAAAACUGAUUCAUAGCACUUUAAACAGGCGUGGCUUCCUGCAAAGCAUCCUGGGAACUGUAGGUUGUUCAAGGUGCUGAGUGUUAUUAGGAGACCCCAUUCCCCUCACAGAGCUAGAAUUCCUUGCAAAGAGGUUUUUAAACCAUUCUGUGGGGAGAAUAGGGGUCUCCUGACAACUCUCAGCACCCUUAACAACCUACGGUUCCCAGGAUGCUUUGAAAACCAUGACUAUUUAAAGCGGCAUAGUACAGCAACAAAUGUACAGUGAUACCUCGGGUUAAGUACUUAAUUCGUUCUGGAGGUCCGUUCUUAACCUGAAACUGUUCUUAACCUGAAGCACCACUCUAGCUAAUGUGGCCUCCUGCUGCUGCCACACCGCCAGAGCAAGAUUUCUAUUCCCGUCCUGAGGCACUAUUUCUGGGUUAGCGGAGUCUGUAACCUGAAGCGUAUGUAACCUGAAGCGUAUGUUACCCGAGGUACCACUGUAUAGUGCAGAUGGGGCAAUGCACAUUUAAUGUGGCAUCAUUUUGUCAGCUGCAUGAAGGAAAGCUUUGGCAGUUCUGUGAAGGAGAAAAUUGUAAGGUGAGUAUUGAAUGGCAAUGAAAUGCAUAAAAUUAAAGUCAGUGAUCAUUAGAACACUGCUUAACAUACAUUUAAGCUGGAUGACAGACGGGCUAAAAACACAGGCACAGUCAGUACAGGAUUCCUCUUUCUAAGGCAGGGAAAGAAUGUGAUCCAUUAAGUGCACUCUCUCAGAAUACACUGUUUAGCUUUUCAUAAGAGAGAUGGCCGUUGGGUUGAAUGACAACAUGCUCUCAUUUUAGAAAUUCUCUUUGAAUACUGUAGAAUUUCUGUGUUGCUUUUUUGCCCUUUAUCGCCCAGAGAGAGCCCACUGUAGAGUUUCUAAGAUUAGAUCCUGUCACACUGUGACAGCGGAAUCAUAUGUUCUACUAAAGUCGGUUUCAUGGGCAAAAAUAGGGCAUCUGUUAAAGGGAUUGCAGUCAGUAUAUAAAAUGUAUAACUUGGUUGGGUAUUUUAGAUAGCAGCCAUCUCAUUUUAUUAGAUGGUAGAAGGUUGAAGGUAGAAUCCAGUGCUAGUCCUACUCAGAGCUGACCCACUGAGUUAAUGGACAUGACCUGCUUAGGUACAUUAAUUGUAAUGAGUCUACUGUCGGAAGGACUUGGUUGGAUACAAUUCUAAGGGUGCAAUCCUAACUUCACUUUCAUGGGACUGAGACCCAUUGAAUUCAGUAGGACUUACUUGGCUAGAUCUACUUUUCUCAUAUUUUCAUAUGUCACAGGAAAGAAAUACAGAGUUGGAAUAAAUUUAUUGAUAGUUAUUGAAUACUUUCAUAAUAGAACAGCUUUUCAAAAUGCAGUUUUCUUUUUCAUUCAUCUAAAUUAGUUACUUGUAUUUUACAAAGAGAAAUAUUAUCAUGUUAUUAUCUGUGGCUAGAAUAAUUUACAGACACCCUCCCACUUACGUGGGAGUUGUGUUGCUGCAUGGAUAGGUGAAACUGUGUAAAGUGGAGGAGAGCGAGAUAUUCAUGUGCGCCACCAAAGCAGCUACUUUCCCUCUCUGAGGGCCACUGCCCAGCACACCUUUCCUCACCCUGAGCCUUCCUUCCAAUCCCUCCUGGGCAGUGUCCCUGAGUGACUUCUGAGCUGAAGUUUGAUUUCCUCCUCCCCUUCCCAUUUAACCCAGCUGCUCUCAUUGCCCUUGACUUCCCAGAUCAGCUCAGCUAAAUUAUUUAUUAUUGUUAUUAUUAUUUUAUUUAUUAGAUUUAUACGCUCACACUCUUCCCCCACCACUCAUUUUCUCCUCCGCACCCUGAUCCCACCUUGUUUGGAGAUGGAUUCUCACCUCUCCUGCUGGCCCAGGGCAGUGUGGCUAAUGGGGCACUGGGUCGCUCAUCCUCUAGGCUGCACUCAAGAGGCACUUUAUGACCCAGCGGCUCAGCAGGCAGGCACUGAUCCCAUGUACUCCUGUCCUUUCCCCCUGCCUGCCUAUUUUCUGAGGCUGAGUGGCGUAGUAGCGGCAGCCCAGGCAAGGCACACAGGUGGUGGGGGCACUGCUUUCCCAAUCACACCUUGAGUUUGGCACUGGGGAUGAGCUGGCAUGUGUGUGUGAACAUGCGCCCCACAGUGCCAGGAGUGGAGAUCUGAGCCGCAGGUAGGAGUGGCCAUUCGAUUUGUUUAUUGUCCAGAACCACACAUACAUGUGGUCAUGCAGAAGUCGAAUGUGUGCCAGGGUUAGGAUAGUAGUUUGAAAUGUUUAUGCAAACCCUGGAAUAUUUGACUUCUAAAACAAUCUCUUCCUCCAGAACCUGGUUACUGAUCAUCAGGUCUUCCACGUUUGGUUGAUUAAUUGACUAGAGGUCCUUUUAAUUUUACUAAAAUGGAUGCCCACAUUUUCAUCGGCCAGCAGAUUUCAAUUAAAGAAGUGUAGUUUUUUAAAUACAUAUAUAAAUGUAUUUUGUAAUUUGGCUUUUGUAAAACAUUAAAGUAUAUAACACAACAGCCCUAAUCUCUUCCCCCUCUCCAGUAACUGGUAUCAGGUUAUACAUUAACGUGAGUGCUCCUUACCUGUUCAUAUAGAUUAUCCAUACGUCCAUCAUAUAAGGUCCGGGGGAACAGCAGAAAAACUGUCUUAUCUGUCACAGGCAAGUCGUUCCCAGAGAAGAGUGUAGUCCAGGCCAUACUAUUUAUGAUAACCUUAUUUGCAACAGUGCUUUGGAGAAUAUAUCCUUAAGACCAGUAUCAUUUGUAUAAUGAAUAAAUAGCACUUGGUUUUCGUUCCUUUUAGCGCUUUUAAAUUAUGAGUUAUUUUCUCAGCGAUCACCAAUCACCCAAACAUUUUUGUGCCAUAAAUCCAGGGGGAUAGUCUUUGUAAGGCCUUCCAGGCCCGAACUACAAUUGAGCAGCUACUAAGAGAAGAGUCAAUACAUCUUUUGUCUUUAUAUCGGCAUUAGGCCUUCAAAGCACUAUUGGGGUGAGUAAUCCAUGGGCUCCCAAAUUAUUUUUGAUAUUUCCAAGGACACAAGUCCCCCAAAUGUCUAAAUUACUGGGCCAUGACUCAUAACAAGUCCCCUUAGUACUGCCAACAUCAUGGCUGAACCAUGGACAAUGUGAACUGGCAUCUGAUACCACCAAUGUGCCACUUUUAAGGUGUUUUCUGUUAUAUAAGCAGAGGUGGAAUUUACCUGAGCCAAAAGCCAAAAUCUUUUCCAUUGUGUCUCAUCUAUACCUUGCCCUUAAGAAAAGGGUGUAAUUCUUCCAAAAUCUGCAUUUGGAAACACCAUCUUCUCUGUAUAUGAGAGAGGACAGGGAAUGCAUUUUCUAGCAUGAAGCCAAGUGCAGCCCUUAUCACCUAAUAGCAGAGAAAUCUAACCUUUUUUACAACUUGGCUUUUCUCUCUUAUGUAAAUUAAUGUAGAUUGCAUUGAACAAUCAGUUAUCUCAAAUGCACAUAUGCAAUUGAUCAAGAUUUAUUUAAACAGGUACAUAUAUUAAGAAAAAAUGUACACUGAAAUGCACAUGAGUUUUCCUGCAGACCUUUUUUUCACAAACCACCCUGGAAAUGGGACAAACUGAUCUUAAGACAGGAAGAGUUAAAACUGAAGAAAAUAGCAGCCAAAAGAUUUGUUCUUCUCUACUCAGUGGUAAAUCCCAUUGAAUUCAGUGGGACUUGCUCCCUGGUGAGGGUUUUAUCCAGCCAAGUCCUAGUCAUAGCAGACCCAUUGGAAUGACUGAACUUAAGUUAGUUGCACCCAGUUACUUCAGUGGAUCUGCUCUGCGUAGGGCUAGCAUUGAAUACAACCCUGCAGUCUGAAAUAUUUUCCCUUGUUCCAGCUUACCUUUUUUUUUUUCUCCACUUAGGUUGAGAGGAUCGUAGACAAAAGGAAAAACAAAAAGGGUAAAUGGGAAUAUCUUAUACGGUGGAAAGGUUACGGGAGCAAUGAAGACACCUGGGAGCCAGAACAUCACUUGUUGCACUGUGAGGAAUUUAUCGAUGAAUUCAACGGACUGCAUGUCACGCGAGAAAAGCGAGCAAAGCACGGGAAACAAGCCAGCACGCCAAAAUUUUUACGCGAGAGCAGAGCGUCGUCCCUCGACAAAAUACCACAUAGGCCAUCUGACUCUGGGAAGAGCAAAGGGCUGCCCCAUAAACGGAAGCGCAUGGCCCCAUCAUUUCAAAAGCAAAAAAAGGGUUACGCGGCCAAGCCAGCACCUUCAGGAGACAGGGCUGCUAAAACAGUCUCUUACCGGACUACUCCCAGCGGCUUGCAGAUUAUGCCAUUGAAAAAGCCACACAACGGCUUACAGAAUGGAGAUGCCAGUUAUGAAAAGGAUUCUAGACAUUUUGGGAACGGCCCCCCAAAGCCAGACUUGGAUUUAAAUGAACAUGAAGCGGAACCUGAUUUGCCUGGAGUGUUGGAUGUGAAUAAUGAGCCACCCGUCAUGAAUGGAAUUGGUAGGUGAUGUUUGUUUUAAGCAUUAAUUAUUAUCAUUAUUAUUUUAUUUGCACAAAAUCAUGCCAUGUGUAUUAGAUAUGUUAUAUGUCUGCAUAUGUAGUAUGUUAUGAUAUUGACAUGCUAGCAUAAAUGCAGGCAGAAAAAUCUACAUGUUAUUAAUGCAUUGCUUCAUGGUGUAAUCCUAUGCUUUCCUAUGCAAAAAUAUGUCCCACUGAAUUUUAUAGGCCUUUCUCCCAGGUUAGUUUGUAUAGCAGAGUAAGCCACAGGUUGUUGGACUACAACUCCCAUCAGCCCCGCCAAGCAUGGCCAAUGGUCAAAGGUGCUGGGAGCUGUAGUCCAGCAAUUGGCAAGCGCCACAUUGGCAGUCCCUGGUGUAUAGCAAGGCCACCUAAAUAUUUCAGUAUGAUAUCGCCUUAAUCCAGUCAUAGGGACAAUAUUUUCUAUCCCUUUUCUUUGGAAGAUAUGUCAGAUUGCCCCUUAUCCUGUCUUCCCGAUUUAAAGCAGCAGCAUUUUAACUAUUUAUUUAUAUUUUGAUACUUUAGAUAGCACUCAAACAUAAUUAUCUCUAAGUGGUGCACAAGUAGCCCAAUACAACAAAAAUAAAAGUCAAUGAAAACUAUAAAUUCAGGCGUCUAUUUUUCAGCUAGCCUGGAACACCCAGGAGCCUUGAAACAAUGUUUUAGUAUUUUCCACCAUCAUUGGGGAUCACCUUGACGUGUCCAUAAAUGUGCAAAAUGGGAAGCUUAAUGAGCAUCAGUCCUAAUGCCUGGUGCUCUUGAAAUCUAUGUUAUGCAUAUAUGAUGAUGCUCUUUUUAUUACUGUUAUAUGUUCCAAUUAGUUCUAUUUAUGUCCCUUUGCAUUGUAUGUACAGGUGAGAAGCAGUAUUCCUAAAUCCCUUCAAUUUUCUUCUCUAGGCCACACAAUCUCACUAUCUUCACAGCCUCCUUAUAUGGGAGUCUUCUCUGACCUCCAACUAUUUUUGCUAAUCAUUUCUUGAGCCUUUUGUCUUUCUAUUAUAUCCUUCCAGAGAUUAUGAGAUCAGGGCUGAGCACACUGUUCCAACAAAGGAUGUCAAUGCAAUAUGUGAGAUUCGGUGUGUAGAGUCUUUCAUCAUCCACCAUCUCUCAGUGUCUUUAACGCUUGUAGUGCUUACUCAGCAGAAGUUUUGAAAUGGUCAGGGCAAUCUUCUGCUGGAGUUUCAUUUCAGACUAAGCAGUUUCUUGCUUCAUGCCUCAGACUACCUUGCCAGGGCCCUUUUUAGGGCACAGAGUGACCUAGAGGCUGAAUAUUCAUAUGGUCCUCCUGUUUCUUCCCAUUGCAUCUGCCUUCCUUCCUUCCUUCCAAAAAUGUAUGUAUGCCAUCCUUCAUGGCAAAAUUCUCUGAAAGCAGGGUACAUCAAAAUGGACACAUCAUAUUUUGAAAAUAGGGUCAGGACAAACACAGCUUCUCUACUCAAGGCUACGGAUGGGGGAGGAGUUUGACUCAGUUAUCAUUUCAAGGCAAACUUAACCUAAUUCAAACUUUCCCAAACCACACACAAACGGAAACACAGCCAUCCUUCGAAAUUCGCAUUGCUCCAAAUUUUGCAAUGGCAGGUCAAACGAUGUGUGAGAAAAUGCGCGCACUGAGGUAAAGUGUGCAUAGGUUGCUGAAAAUAAGGUGCCAGAAUGUAUUAUAUUAGGGGGAAUCGCUUUGCAAAAAAAAAAAAAAUGCAUAUUGGGGAAAAUUUACACUAAAAUACUGGUGAAUUUUCACAAGGCCUUUUAAAAAAAAAAAUGGUGUGGGAAUGUGGAGAACUGAAUUUAAGACUUGGGAAAUGAGGAAGAGAAAGAAACAGAAAUGGACAGGUUCACCCAUCCCUACACAAAGCUGAAUAGCCAGGCAAAAUGCUUUGCCAAGGGAUGUUUUGAGUGUCUUGUGUUGAUGACAUUCCCCCUCCCCAUUUGUUGGUGUGUGUUGUUUUCAAAUUAUUUUUCACAUAUAGUACAUAGGAACAUAGGAAGCUGCUUUAUACCAAGUCAAGCCACUGGUCCAUCUAAGUCAGUAUUGUUUACAGCGACUGGCAGUGGCUCAGCAGCAUAUUAAACCUGGGACCUUCUGUGUGCAAAGCAGAUGCCACACCACUGAGCCCUUCCCUGAGAUAGCUAGAUGUAUAUGUGUUCGGCUUUUGGGCACACUGACUGACAAAACCCUUACAAAGUGUAUUUGGAUGGAAGGUACCCCACUUCCACGCCACUCCCUGCCCCGCUGCCUUGCUAUAUUGUACCACUGCCUUCAUUUAAGCCUGUACACUCCCCUCGCUGUCACCUGCAGCAGCAAAAGGAAGCUGGAUUCCUUUAUCACUACAUCUCUGAGCCUUGGGCUUGCCUCUUCUGCAAAGUCUUUGCUUAUGAGGUUCAGAUGCCAGGCAGUGUUGUUUCGCGCUGGGCAACCAUGCACACACACACAUACACACACUGCAGCAAAGCUGAGAGCGCAGAGAUGAGGCAGUCAGAAUGCAGUGGGGGAUGGAGAGAAGCAACAGCGGAGAGGAAGAACUGACUGUGGACCACAGGUUAAAAUAAUGGGAGUGGGGUGGUUGAUACUAUAACCAUCAUGGUAAUCAAAUUAGAAUCAUUACAGUAUAAGGCCUUUCAAAAAAAUUGGAAUCCUUUCUGUCAACGCUGUUGCCAAAAUGACAGUGACUAGGAAGAGUUGUUCUUUUUAAAACAUUUAUUAAAUUAUCAUUAAAGCAUGGGUACCCCAUGUUACUGGACUACAACUCCCAUCAUUCCUGACCUUUGGCCUUGCUGGCUGAGGCUGAUGGGAGUUGGAAUCCAAGAGAGUUGGGGGGGGGCCACAUUGUAGCACUAUAACACUCUUCCAUUUAAGCUGUGUUCCAUUUAUUAUCUAUAUAUAUAUAUAUAUAUAUAUAUAUAUAUAUAUAUAUAUAAAACACCACCAUUUUAGCCGUAGCUGUGUUUCAGUGCUAAUUAAAAUAUUGAUUAAAAAAUCAACAGGGUGAUAAAAUAGCCCCCACCGCAAAGUUUACACUAAAUCUUCACUGAGCUUCAAGUGGUCCCUCAGCUGAAUUGGGCCACAUCACACUCACAGGCAUAGACAGCAUCCUGGGGUGAACACAGGGCGAAAGUACAAUAUCCCUGAUAGUGUGGAAAGCCAGUUGAAAUUCUAGCUUAUGAUUUUUGCAUUUAUUGCAUUUAUAUCCUGUCUUUUUCUCUGAGGAGCUCUAGACAAUGUACACGAUUCUCCUCCCGCCAGCAAUCCUGUGAGGUAGAAUAGGCUGAGAGGCAGUGACUGGCCCAAGUGAGCUUCAUGGGCCAAUGGGGGUUUGAACCUUGGUCUCCCAGGUCGUAGUCCAACACCCUAACCUCUAUACCAUGCUGGCUCAGCAGGAGUACAGUGAUUAUUUGCAUUAGGAGAAACCCAUCUCAAGAAUCUGGUGUUCCCACCACAGAGAAAGCAACACAAAAACCCUCAAGUGCUUCACAUAGGACAAAUGGGACCUGCAGUGUGGCAUACUCCUGCCCUAGCCCCCUUGGGACAUUGAUAUUCCAUUCCCACCCAUAUAUUUUUCUAUUCGCUUGUGGUCACUAGGCAUUAGCCUCAUCCAGCAGUCUCUUCUUACAUUCACAUGUUCUUAAGGCAGUGAAGAGGAACGUGACACAGGUUGUAUGACCCAGGUUGCUGUGCAGAUGAAAUGGGGAGGGGAGAGAAUCAGGCAUACCACCUUCCGUUCUGAGGAGGAAAAUACGUAGCAAUAAAAACAAUGAGUAGAUAAAUUAAAUAGUUGCCCGUCAAGCUACAACUGGAAACUCUUAGUUCAAGUGGCAAGCUAGCUCUCCCAGUGUCUUGCUAUCAGCCAGCAGAUGUCAACACUUACCCAGGGUGGGAGAGUCACCCAGCCCACAUCAACCAAGCCCUUGAUAACACUGAGAACAUCUGUUGCGGUUUCACCGAACCCACAUGAGCAUUCCAUCAUCUUCCAUUGGUGCUUGCUGUCUUCUUUUGUCAGGUUUCUUGACAGCAUUAUUAAAAUCAAAAAGCAAUCCCUUAUAUUUUCCUUUCUCUCUCCGUCUCUAUUGAUCUAAUUCUCUGCACUGUUUGCUAAAGAUUGCCCUUUUCAUUUAGCUUUACACUGAGUCUUCUGUUUUUUUAUUUUUACCAACAGACUCCAGGGAUAAUCUUUAAUUGCAAUGCUAGUUUUACUACUAAGGAAGUCAAUGUUUGUCCAGCUAAUAUCACAGCUAAUAAAAUUCUACUGCACUUCUUCAGUUUGAAAGGGUGUGCCUUGUAGGUUAACCAUUUUUGUGGCUUUUAAGUACCCUGAAGAAGGCUGCAGACAGAAGGAGAAGAUGAUGAGUGUGGACAGUUUUUAAAUGCAAAUUUUAAAAGCAAAGUUUCAUGCGCUCUGCCUCCUGGAGUGGGAAAAUGCUCCAGUGGCAAACAUUAUACGAGAGACCUCCCUUCCAAAGUUCAAUUUUGAGAUGUGCUUGUGCUGGAUGGAUUCAGCCUCAACUGGUGCCUCCCACCUCCCAAACCAUUUUUUAAAGAUUGCAGGUAUUUUCAGGGGUCCCAGUCACCCUCUUCUCCUGAUAUGGACCCCUGGACUGUGCCUUGUGGCCUCUCUGAAGCUGUAGCACCCAUGAUGCUCCACAACAGAGGGGUGGAACCUCAGGCCUGAGGGCCAAAUGUGGCCCAUGAAACUGGCCCCUGGAUCUCUCCUGGGGCCAUCCCCCUCACUGCCCCUGCUUACAUUCUCCUUGAGCGUUUUUGCCUGGCUGAACUGUGCCCUUGAACUCUUACCAUGCCUCUUCCCUGCCUGGAUGGAGGAAGAAAGGCAUGUGUGAGUGUGUAUAUAGUCGAUGGUACAAAGGUAAAAAUGUACAUCUGUUGCCCACUUUAGCAUUUGGCCACUAGCAGGUUGCCCAGGUGGCCCUCUUGCUGAAAAUCCCCCUACGUCCUCCCAGCAUUGUCCACCGUCCACCAACACCACCACAGCAGAUUAAUGCUAUUAGCUUUAAAGGUAAAGGGACCCCUGACCAUUAGGUCCAGUCGUGACUGACUCUGAGGUUGCGGCGCUCAUCUCGCUUUAUUGGCCGAGGGAGCUGGCAUACAGCUUCCGGGUCAUGUGCCCAGCAUGACUAAGCUGCUUCUGGCGAACCAGAGCAGCGCAUGGAAACGCCAUUUACCUUCCCGCCGGAACAAUACCUAUUUAUCUAUUUGCACUUUGAUGUGUUUUUGAACUGCUAGGUUGGCAGGAGCAGGGACCGAGCAACGGGAGCUCACCCCGUCGCGGGAAUUCGAGCCGCCAACCUUCUGAUCGGCAAGCCCUAGGCUCUGUGGUUUAACCCACAGCGCCACCCGCGUCCCUGCUAUUAGCUUUAGCCUUCCUUUAAACUCUGCAUUAGGAAAAGUUUGCACAGCAGUCAAAGAUUAGAAGGGAAAGGGGAAGGUGAUGAUGAGCCUUAUUACUUCCCCUACACCAGAGACAUAAAACCACCCCAUUCUUUCCGUGCUGCAACCUGAUACAUCUCAUCAUAUUGCCGCUGUUGUGUCAUUUUAUGAGAGGUCCAGGAAGCCUGUGUGAGGUUUAGGGCUGCUGCUAGAGUAGGCAGAUUAAUUUGUGUGUGUGUGUGCGCGCGCAUAAAAUAGCAAAGCCCAUGCCUGCAGCGGAUCCCAUUACACGCCGCCAUCUCUUCUCUGCUCCUUUUUUGUUUUCUCGCAAAUGUGGCAAGAGCUCUCCUGUGGACCAACCAUUGGUUGCCUUUCCCUCCUCUCCGCAGAGAGGCUUUGCUUUGCUUGGGGGACCUGCUGUGAGGUUAACAGCCUCUUUUGUCACCUCUUCAACUCGCUUGCUAGGUGCUCUCUUUGAACAAAUGAAGAAACAACAAAUAAUGAUGAUAACCUGAUGGAUGAGAGGGUUUAUGUUGUGUUAGAUUUCCCCGAAGGAUUAAUCCCCUGCCCUCUUCCCUUACCAUCUGCACCUUCAGCAGCUGUUGCUUAUUCCUCAAUAGCAUAUAAAUUUUCCAGCCCAAGUCUGCCUUCAUCCAUUGCCCAGGCACUUGCAUGCGAUUUUUCAGAGUUCCCUGUCCAGACCUACUUGAACCUGCUUAGAUCUAAUUCCUAACAGACACAUGGCGUUCUUUUGACCCUGAGCAUGAUCAAUCCUUGUUGGGAGGUUGCUUUUUUGGCUAGGGGAAGAGGUUGCCCCUUUAGACCCCCCCCCCCCCACUAAAGGUAAUUUGUUGCCUCAAGCAUUCUGGUGAUAGCUCUCUGUUGUUUCUUACUGGCCCCAUUUACAAUCUGGUCACAGCACUUGCCAGGUGGCUCCACUAUUAGAGGGAGUGAUUAUUAUUUGAAGAUUUGCCUGGUGUAUUUGGAGAAAGAAAAAGUAUACUCCCUGAGUGGGCUUUAACUGGUGUGCUGGAAUAAGAUGUGGGAAGACCCUUUGCCCUCGAGGGAGACAGUUCUCAAAACAUGGUGAGCAAUCUUCAAACAAUAAUAAAUGGUUGUUUUCAAGCAGCAGUCUAUGGUUUUGCUUCUCCUUGUUUUGGGCUUUUGGAUUGCUACGUUUACUUCCACCUGCAGCUCUCCUCCUCUUCAAUGCAUCCACUGAUGUGGGAGGUUUCAGUAUAUAUAGAGAUCAGUUGGUCCAUCUGACUCAGUCCUGUCUAUUCCAGUGGGACCAUAGCUCAGUGGUAAAGCAUCUGCCUUGUGUGCAGAAGAUCACAGGUUCAAAUCCCAGCAUUUCCAGCUAGGAAAAAUAGUUUGGGGUUUUUUUGGGGGGGGGUUAAAUAAAACAAUACAAAUAUUUGGCAUUUGUCUGUUUUGAGACAAUUAGAUUGUGUCUUAAUGUGUAAAAAUAGUAUCAGUGUAUUAAUAUCCCUAAUUAUGAAGAAGGCAAUAGGUGAAAUAUGCAAGGUGAAUAUGUCUGGAAUAUGUUUAUAGAGGCCUCACUGUGUGGUAGGAUUAGCUGUCCAAUCACAGACUCUAUUAACUUUUUUUCCUCCAACACCCUCAAAAGUACAUAAUCCAGACCCUAGUGACAUUAAUUGAAAGACUUCUCUUGCCUUUGGUUACUCCCUGAGAGACUAAUUUACCUUAAACUCCCAUGGCAGUCCACCAGCACUUUCACUAAGCAAAGAUGAAUCCAAUCUACGAAACUCAGAUCCAGGUCCCAGUUGUACGUCUUUUGUUUCUGAUUGAAAUUACACCAGGCUGUCUGGAGCCAAGAAACAACUUUGUUCAUUGCAAUUCAUAUAUAAGGGAAACAAGAGGGAAGUUUGGAUUUUAAAAACAUUUAUUUGGUUGAUUUAAACCCCUUACAAAGCAGUUUACAGCAAUGAAUAGAUACAGCGGAUUAUAUCCAAUGUGAGUUCUGCUCAGAGUAGAUCCACUGAAAUUAAUAGAUAUAGCUAACUUAUGUCCAUUACCUUUAAUGGGUCUACUCUGAGUUUUUUUUAAAAUGGUUAAAUGCAGCCCAAUACAUUGAACAGUGCAAACAUUAAAAACCCAACUGGGGAUGAACUAUUAAAACAGCAGCAACAAACAUGAAGCCAAAUAAAGCCAUCAAUAAAAAGCAGAGUGGAUUUAAAAGGGGGGUUCGAAGCAAUGCAAGAAGUUGGACUAGAUAACCCUUGUGAACCCUUCCUAUUCUACAGUUAUAUAAUUCUAUGAUUCUAAAAUUCACUUAAAAGACAACAGUGAGGGGCCCAUUCACACUUCCCAAAUAAGGGAAGUCCACAACAGAUAAGGCCCUGUUUUUGUUCCCUUCCAGUCUCAUGGUCCUUGGGCCUGGGCAGGUUCAUAUGCUUAGAAAUGUUCAGUAUUUCCUGUCUAGGAAUAGAAGAGAAAUAUACAAAUUUUGAAGAAUAAUUGUGUUUCACUUUGUGUAUUGGUUCGAGGAACUGUGAAUUAAGCACUUCACAUUAAAAUACAAAUGAAAUUGAAUUUCUCCUCCACCCCUCGUUACUUAUUAGCCGUCUCAAGCUUUUUUUGAAAAGCCAGAAUAUACAAAAUAUAUAUUUUUCGAAAAGUCAAACAAAAAUUCAGUCCAAAUCAAACAUGUGAACAGCAUGAUCCUACUGAUAAAUCAGUGUCACUGAGUUCACCGGGGUUUGUUCCUAAGGAAAGGGGCAUGGGGUUGCAGCCUGAAGUCCCAGUGAUUUCAGUACAUUUAAGCACGCACCUUGCUCUUCCCUUUAGCUAGCGCAGUGGUAGGUAACCUCAGGCCUGCCAAGUCUGAUGAUCUGACCCUUGAGGUUCUCAUCAGGCCACACUGUUCACAGGCACUACUGUAUGCCUUCUGAGUUCACUUUUUACUGGCUGGCAUGCAUCUCUGAAUUCUUUCUUGUCUGGAUGGUGGAUGGAAAAGAUACUGGGAGUGAGCAUUGAAAGCUCUGGUUUCUGUGUAGCCUUACUGCACAAAGGUAGAACUCAUAUCCAUUGAUUUGCCUACUUUUGCCCCCUGCUCACUUUGUCUCUGGCCUCACCUGCCAGAAAGUUGCCUGCAAGAGAAGGCAGCCUUUGGCCUGGAAAUGGUUCCCCGUGCCUGAACUAGAGCAUAUUGAGACAAAAUAUGUUUCACUAAGUAUGUACUUAUUUUUUUUAAGGGGCUGAGUUUACUUUCAAGGAAGGCAAUAGUAUCCAUUGGCUUUUAUUAGAGAAACUCUAGCAGUUGCCACUGUUCCAACUCCCUUAAUUACUCCAUCCUUUAAAGCAGAAUAAGAGCAGUUCAACCAAAUGAAAGCAACCAUAUGAAGCUGAAGUACCUCAAAGAUGUACUUCUUGGGGAGAAAGGGGCCAUGGCUUAGUGGUACCGCAUUUGCUUUGCUUGCAGAAGGUCACAGGUUUAAUCCCUGGCAUCUCCAGGUGGGCUGAGAAAGAUUCCCUGUCUGAAACCCUGGGGAGCCCAUGGUCAGUCAUUGCAUAAAAUAUUGUGCUAGGUGGACCAGUAGACUGGCAACUUCCUAUGUUCCUGUGCUUGUCUCUUGGGGGAUUCCUAGAGAUAAUGACAUGUGUCUCUUCUGACUCUUUGCCUUUUGAAAGGUUCUUCUCUGGCAAAUGGAGGCCUGAAUCUUCAUAGCACUGUGAAAAGGAAGCUGGAAGGGGAGAAAGAUUACGUCUUUGAUAAGAGACUCAGGUACAGCGUGCGUCAAAAUGAGAGCAACUGUCGGUUCAGAGACAUUGUAGUACGCAAAGAAGAUGGAUUCACGCACAUCCUCCUCUCCAGUCAAACCUCAGAUAACAAUGCACUGACUCCAGAGGUAUGCAGGUGAACAUCAAAGCAAAGGGGAGAGGCCCUGUAAAGUGGGAGGGCGAUAGUAGCUAGAAAACUAAAGUCAGUCUUAACCUGAGUUUACCGUUGUCCCCUCAUCACCCAUGAAGAAGCUCCCAUUUUGGACUUCCGCUGUUGAUGCUUGCAAUAUUUUUUAAAUGAAAGAAUAGAAUCAGAGGCUGCAGAUUUGUAGUCUGUACACAACAUUUUUAUUUUCCUCAGGGUUUGAAUGGAGGCCACGGGAACUUAAGUGAUGCUUGCAUUAUGAGUUGAUGACUCCCCAACCCGUCAUGUUCACAUGGCAGCCAAUUGUGUGGGGUGGUGGUCCCUGAUUGCAUUCCCAAGUGGCAGGAUAUUGAGGCUUACUGAUGGGGAAGGACCAUAGCUCAGUAGCAGAGCACAGACUUUGGAUGUCAAAGGUCCCAGGAUCAAUCCUUGACAUCCCCAAGUAGGUCUGGGAAUGUCCCCUUUCUGAAACCCUGUAGAGCUGCUCCCAAUCCAUGUAGACAAUGAUGAGCUUGAUGGACCAAUGAUUUGAUGGUACAAAGCACCUUCCUAUGUUCCUUCCUAUCAUCUCUCAAGAUAUUAGAACUUUUGGGCAUUCUCCAGGGUGAAAUAAGUAUCAAGAGCUUCCUGCUUCAUUUAUUAUUAUUAUUAAUUUUUACUCCCCCCAAAAAAACUAUGGGUAAAAAGGUCACAUAUCACAAAAAUACAAAGCUGAGUACAGGAGGUACAAUUCAUAAAAAAUCUGGAGAAUAUUAUAAUUCUUUAAAAAUUCCACUAGAAUGACUCCUAUUCCCAUGGUUUGCCUACAGCCCUGAUUACUGAUCAGAUGAGCCCCUAAUCAAGGAUCACUUCCCCCAAGCUCUUUGAAUCUCCACUUCACAUUCUGAAAUAGCACAAUAUCCUUUGGGGCUUUGUUUUCUGAAGGCGGUGGCUUCUGCUGCUUUAUCCUCAAUUAAUUAAAGGUGCCUCAGAACUUGGUAAUUGCAUUUCCAUUCUUUGCACGGGUUUAAAGCAAAAACAAAACCAGAGCAAAUGUUUUGCCUAGCAGCAGACACAAGCAAUGUAAUGUGCUAUCAGAAUUGUUUCUUCCAGACAUUCAAGGGGGCAAACGGCAGUUUGAGGGGCACACUUUUAUGAAGGCAUUUGUCUCUGUUUCUUGUUCUCUGGUGCUUCAGAGGUUGUUGGACUACAACUCCCAUCAUCCUUGGUCAUUGUCCAUGCUCUCUGGGGCUGAUGGGACUGGAUUCCAACAGCAAGUUCCUCACCCCAGUUUCUUAGGUCUUCUCUUUGUUGCCCCAGUCCAUGACCACUUGUAAACAUCAGCUUUCUUAACAAUACCUUCAGAAAUGGCUUUGAAAAUUGAUUUUUCAGGUGCUUCAACUGUUCCUAAUUUCUCCUAAUGGACACAUUUUGUAUGCAUCUGACUAACAUACAAAUUUUUGAAAUGCAAUUUCCCCUAAUAUAAUAGAUUUUUGUAUGUUAUCUUCACUAAUAUAUUCAUGUUCAUAUGGAGUUUGCCCUAGUUCAUGUGUUUUUGUGCAAAUAUAUGGCUGGAGAACUGCAUUGCAAAAUUAAGAGAAGUGGAGAUUUCCAAGAAUGGCUGUGUUUCAGUUUAUGUUUUGUUACAAAAGUGCUAUCCAUCAUUAUUGUUACUAUUUAUAUCCUGCCUUUUUCCAGGCAGCUUCCAAAAAACAGGCAGAUUUGCCUUUAGAUGCAAACUGAAUUGAAUUUCUCCCCCAUUGCUAUCUGAGUGUAAGGAUGGAUGGAUUUGUUGAUUUUGAUUUCUCCUAGGACCUAGGUUCACAAAUUUCCAAUCUUAAGCUUGGCUUUUCCACAUAGGUUUGCGUACAUAGAUAGACUCCCCAUCAGCUUGUGUGGCGUUCUACCAUUUCUCAUACACACCUUUAUGCAGUGUAAUCCUAUUUGCAUGCAAUUUGCCUAAUAUACACCAUUUUGCAUGUUAUUUUAACUAGUAUAUACAAUGCACACUUUCCCCUAAUAGACACUUUUUUUUGUUCAAGGGCUGCACCGUAAAAUCAUGGGAAGUGUGAUUUUUGAAAGAUAGCUGUGUUUCAGUUCAUGUACUGUUUCAUAAUGUGAAUUAUGAAGGUUCAUGAUAAAAUUCAAGCCAAACCAGAUUUUCCCCACAUAAUUUUACCAGAGAGCAAGUUCCCUUGAACACGGUGGGGGUUACUUUUGAGUAUGCCUAACUUUGCCCUGUGAAUACGCCUGAGCUGCUGAUCAUAGUAAGACGAGUUCCACUGUAGUAAACAUUCUAUUAAAGAUUGUUUGGUCAAGGGCCUCUUUGGUCUGAUCUGACACCACUUUCAGAAGAUAACGCAGGACAGGAUAAUUUCUGGGUAAACGAAAUGCAGUGUGAAGCAGGCGGGAAAGAACUUUCAGCAGUAGUAAUGAUACUGGGUGUGAGAACGUGUUUUUAAAACACACCCAGUAACUUGUUUAUUUUAUCAAGACAAUUUAUACCCUGCCCUUAUGGUGCAAAGCACAAGACAAUCAGUGAAAGUCACAGUGUGUAGCUGAAGCCAAAUCAUUCCUAAAUCCUCAUAAACUAAAAGCCUGCAGAAAUUAGAAAACAGUUUCUGGGUGCUAUAUGAAUAAUCUUAAAUUUGUAAGAAAUCAAGGAUAUGAAUUAUUUCAUUUUCCCAAGGCUUUUAAUGUUCUCUUCCUUGCAGAAUUAAAGUGUCAGCAACCGUGUGGAUGUACAUAAUAAAAUUUACAGUACACCUGAUUCUCAGAAAGCUUUCCCAACCCUCUUUGAUUCUCCCAAAGAAAGAGCCCCACUAACCAAGCUGGAAAGCUCAUUUCUUGCCAAAGAUGUAUUCGUUUUAUUGUCACUUGACUUCCAUCACUAUUUAUUUUAUUUUAUUUUUUAGUUUCCUUUGCCAGUCUCUCCAAAGAGAAUAGUCAUACACUGUUGGCGAUUCCAACAGUGCUGUGCAGCUCAUGACAUGUACAUUGAACGCAUAUUAUUGAAAAUCAAUUACCUAGAAGCAUAGCACAGCAUUUUCCCCUUGGCAUAUUACUUGCAUGGGGGGUACACUAUGCAGUUACUGGGGAAUGGGACCUAGUUGCAUGGAAACUUCUGUACACACAGAGGCUUUGUCAGUUCAGACAUCUGUGCCCAAUGCAUUGAUGCUAGGGGUUUUGUGCACUUGGAAGUUGAGAUAGGGUUAGAGAUGUAUCCUUGAUCCCCUUCAUAAGAUGAAUGCAUCAAGGGGGUUCUAUGCCAGGUAAAGUGAUUUUACCACCUGUUUUAAAUAAAGACAGCUGGCAUGUUGCUAGGUUUGUUCUUGCAGCCAGCCAUGCAAAUACUCAACUGCUUAAAUGCACAGAAUCUUCAAAUCACAGAGGAAAGCCCACACUUACACAAAGUGCGGUACUCAGGAGGGACAGAAAAAAUGGGCAUGAUCCUGCUCUUCCUGCGGUGUGCUUUGGGUUGUGGGUGUGGGUUCUAUACUCCCAAAAGUUUCUCCAAUUUGCAGCCAUUUGCACAUCUGCCCAUGGACCUGAAAAGGUUGACCAAGCCCUGUUCCACACAUUGAGUCUACACAGUCAUUUGAAGAGUCUGUACAGUUUCUGAAGGCGUGAAAAGGAAAAAUAGCUGUUCUGGGGCCCACACCACUGCACAACACCCUUGUGAGGUCAUUUAGACAAGCUUUUCUGGAAGAAAAGCAGAGGGUGCAAUUUAAAGGGUGGCAACAUGAAGCCUUGGGAAGUCCGAAGCAAACCAAUGACCUUAAAUUUACUUCCUCCUUUUUUCGCUAGCAAUACCUUUUGCUUUUGAAAGUUGCAAAGCAACUUAUAAAUAAUGAGUGUAGAGCAGAGAUAGCCAAAGUGGAUGUUGUUAGGCUUCAACUCCCAAAAGCAAACCUAUCCAGUGGCCAAAGUAGUGUUGAAUAUAUAUUUGAAACGUGCAGUUUUAGCUGAAACAGUGUGAAGGUAGUGAUCGCUUUAGCUGUGUGUGUGUGUCAAAGAACUGUUCUUGUUUUUUGGUCUUCACAGAUCAUGAAGGAGGUCCGGAGAGCACUGUGCAAUGCGUCAGCCGACGACAGUAAACUCCUGCUUCUCAGCGCAGUGGGUAGUGUCUUCUGCAGUGGCCUAGACUACUCCUAUUUAAUCGGCAGGUUAUCUAACGAUAGAAGAAAAGAAAGCACGAGGAUCGCAGAAGCUAUAAGGUGACUUUGUCUUGCCUCUGAUGCUCAGGAGUUGCUGUGCUUGGGGAGGAAGUCUUAAGAUUUUUUUUAUUUUAGUUUUUGUGGUCACUGUAUAUGUUUAUGUGUUUCUUUUCUUAAUAGGGUUGUUGUUAUUGAGUUGUUAUUGUUUUUUAUUUUGAUUAUGUAUUUUGUGAUUUUAUUUUGUGAUUUUAUCUUGUGAACCGCCCUGAAAACUGUGGGUAUAGGGCAGUAUACUACUACUACUACUACUACUACUACUAAUAAUAAUAAUAAUAAUUCACUUACACUAGCAGCCACUCUGAAGUUUUAUUACAAUCAAGAGAUGUAUACAUUUUGUUAAAAUAAAUGAGCAAAAUUAUCACGAAAAACAGAUACCCUCACAGCUUAGAAAUCAGUGUAGGACAAACUAAAAAAUUGUUGUUGUCACUAUUUUACCCAACUUUCACUCUAAGGCCCUACGGUGGGUUACAACAUUGAAACACAAUAUAUACAACAGAUGGCACACAUAAUCAAGCCUGGAGAGUUGACUUCGGUCAGGGACAGGGAAGCUGUCGGCCUCCAGAAGUUUGUUGGACUACAACUCCCAUCAUUCCUGUCUGUUGGCAAUGCUCACAUGGGCUGAUGAGAUCUGGAGUCCAGCAAUGUCUGGGCAGCCACCAGUUCCCCAUCCCUGGCUUGGGCAGUGAUCCUUGGCAGGAGGUGUUACAAGUGCGUCCCCAUUUUCAUCUGUGAAAUUUGAAAGGGUUGAGCUCACCUGGAGAUCACCAAGAUGAAGUACAAGCUCUGUAGAUGUCUUAAUUGUAGCUUUCCUUCCUUCUGGCAUGUCAGAUAUUGCCUCAGGGACUUCAGCAUAUUCAUAAAUUUCAGCACUCAUGAUGAUUCCUAGCAUGGCAGCCGUGCUUGAUUAAAACAGGAUUGCGCAAUAUGGCUGAGCCUAACAAAGGUGGUGUUCUGCUCUUUUCCUUAGAAGUAAAAUGACCUCAUUUACAUGUAAAUGGACUACCAGUGCUAAAAUGUGGCCUUCCUUUAAUAAGUGUCAUAUUAUUUUAAAUAGAAAUCUGCCUAGUGUGAAGCACAUUCCUUAAAUCCGUUGCCAAACAUGCUCCUUCCUGUUUGGAGCCCGCUCCCAAACUGUUGCCAAUUAGUGCCCAUGCAAUCAUGACCCAUUUGUGCCAAUUAUGUUUCUGGCUCGGUGUUUCGUUUGGGAAGGUCUGUAGCUCAGGGGCAGAGGACAUGCUUUGCAUGCAAAAGGUCCCAGCUCCAACCUCUGACCGCUCCAGGUAGGACUGGCUAAGGCUCCUACCUGAAAUCCCAGACAGUUGCUGCUUGUCAGAAUAGACAAUACUGAGCUACAUGGACUCAGUAUAAGGUAUCUUCCAAUGUGCUUGAAAAAACUUAGUUUGUAGUGUACCCAAAAAAUUGCAAAAGAAAUUGCCACUCAAAUCAGGGGUGAUUUCAGAAGUUGCACAGGCAUUUUAAAGUUUCAGGAGGCUACAGCGUCAUAAAGCAGGGGUGGGAAGCUUUGCUCAUCUCAAGGGCCACAUUCCUUUCUGAGAAACCUUUCAGGGGCCACAUGCCAUGGGUUAGAGGCAAAAGUGAACAGAAUUUGGCCUUUGGUACAGCAAAUUAGUUUCUUCACAUGCAAGCCCAUCCCUCUCUAUCCUCCUGUCUAGAUAAGCAAGAAGCAUGAUAAGAGUUCAGGAAUACAUUCCAGCCAGGAAGGAACCUUGCCAGGAGAGUGCACAACAUCGCUGCUGAGGGAUGUGGCUCAGAGGAGAGGACAGCCUGAGGAGAGUCAUGGGGGUUGCAUUUGGACCCCCUGAACCUGAGGUUCCCCAUCACAAAGCCAUCACAUCCACGUAUCUCAGGAUGAUCUGUUUUAAAGAAUAUUUGGGUGUUUCUCUUUUAAGGCACUGGGACGCGGGUGGUGCUGUGGGUUAAACCACAGAGCCUAGGACUUGCCGAUCAGAAGGUCGGCGGUUCAAAUCCCCACGACGGGGUAAGCUCCCGUUUCUCGGUCCCUGCUCCUGCCAACCUAGCAGUUUGAAAGCACGUCAAAGUGCAAGUAGAUAAAUAGGGACCGCUCCAGCGGGAAGAUAAACGGUGUUUCCAUGUUCUGCUCUGGUUCACCAGAAGCAGUUUAGUCAUGCUGGCCACAUGACUUGGAAGCUGUCUGCGGACAAACGCCGACUCCCUCGGCCUAUAGAGCGAGAUGAGUGCGCAACCCCAGAGUUGGCCACGACUGGACCUAAUGGUCAGUAGUCCCUUUACCUUUUAAGGCAUAGAAUCAUAGAAUCAAAGCACUGUAGAGUUGAGAGGGACCCCGAGGUUCAUCUAUGCAGGAAUCGCAACUAAGGAAUCCCUAACAGUGAGUUAAAUGCCCAUGCAACAUUUUACAAAUUAAAGGCAGGCAGUCAGCCUGUUUGAAGGAGAGUGACAGCUGAGCCAGCACUGACUUCACUGGCAUGUGUGCACCACUUGUUCAAGUGGCAAAGCCGGACAGAUGUGUAGGGCUUGCAUUGCAGCUGAAGGAUGCCUUUCUCCACCCUCCGUAGGCAUCAGGAAACCACCCCAAGCCAAGAUGGGUGGGGAAGGGCUGCAGUCCAGCAGGCAGGGCAUCUGCUUGGCAUGUUGAAGGUGAAUCAGUAAAAACAAUGCUGAGUUAGAUGGAUCAAGGGUGUGUCCCAGUAUAAGCCAACUUCUUAGGUGUACUUGCUGCUCCGGGGAGCUAUAGAUCAGCGGGUAGCACAUCUGCUUUGCACACAGGAGGUUCCAGAUUCAGUCUGUGGCAUCUCCAGGUAGGGCUGGGGAAAGCUCCUGCCUGAAACCUUGGGGAGCCACUAUCUGUCGGCAUGGACAGUUCUGAGCCAGAUGGAUCAAUGGCCAGACCCAUUAUAAGGUAGAUUCCUGUGCUCCUAUAGGUUGCAAAGGUGAAUCCAUUUUCAGAGGGAAUAGGCAUCAGUGAUAGGGAGUGGCUGUCUCCAAUGGGCUUUAUUUGUGAGGUUCUCUUAAGUUACCUGGCUCCCUUGCCAAAGGUUUCACUCCAAUCCAGCAAGGUCAUUCUCAAGUUUGUUUCCUUUUAUUGCAUCACUAUAUAUUGUAAUCAUAUAUAUAUUACACGUACAUUAACACAGAAGGUUUCCAAGCAGGGCACAGCAUUCAGAAAAGGGAACAAAAAUGCAAAAUAACAGAGGUUCUGCACUAAAAAGUGUUCUCAGAAUUGCCAGCAAUUUCCGGUAAUUUCCCGAUGGGAUGAUUGACAUUUUUUGGAAUGUGAUUAAUAACAGUUCUCCUCCUUCUCUAAAACUGCAGGGAUUUUGUCAAAGCUUUUAUCCAGUUUAAGAAGCCAAUCGUGGUUGCGAUCAAUGGACCUGCUCUCGGCUUGGGGGCUUCCAUUUUGCCGCUCUGCGACAUCGUCUGGGCGAGCGAAAAGGCCUGGUUUCAGACACCUUAUGCAACUAUUCGCCUCACUCCAGCCGGCUGCUCUUCGUACACGUUCCCACAGAUACUGGGUGUCGCUCUGGUAAGUCUGCUUCCUGGAUGAUUCUGGUGGUCCAAAUCCAGGCUAAUGGCUUGGAUCUAAAAGUGCCCUUCUGCAGGCACAAAUCCUCAUUAUCACCUCAUAGAGAGACCGCUUCUGACUUAACGGAAGAGGAUUGCACAAGGAAAGUGAGAUGAAUCCAGAGUUUCUCUUCUGUUGGGACAAAUCCUCAUUCAACCAUAAGUGCAAUGUUGUUUGCUAUUUCUUCCCCUGAAUCCCAUACCUUUAUGGUUUUAACUCACUUAAUGCAAACCAAGUCCUUACGUUUUUCAGCCUGAGGGCAGCAUCCCCUCCUAGCCAAACUUCUGGGGGCCACAUGCCAGUGUUGGCUGAGGGGCUGAGGCAAAAGUGGGUGGAGCAAGACCUGUGACUCUUACCUUUGUACCAGAGGCUACAUUCCAGCCAUGCAGAAGGCCGAGGAGCUCUACACACACAUUUCAGCGUCUUGACUCAGAUAUGUUUGUUUGCAGGCAAAUGAAAUGUUGUUCUGUGGAAGGAAGCUAACGGCACAAGAAGCCUGCAGCAGAGGACUCGUCUCCCAGGUUUUCUGGCCCACAACGUUCGGGCAAGAAGUGAUGUUGAGGGUGAAGGAAAUGGCAUCCUGCAGUGCAGUGGUAAGAAACGGGCAGUCGCUGGGAUUGGCUAAGGCAUGACCAUGUUCAUUUUUGGAAACGAAACUCACAAACUGAUAUAGGAGUGUGGAGACAUGGAUUUAAGCUUGGAAAUAUAAGAAACCGAAACUAAUAGGUUUGCCCGUUUGUAUAAAAGCAUCAGCUACAAUAACCUUUAUAUAUAUAUAUAUAUAUAUAUAUAUAUAUAUAUAUAUCCUCUAACAAUAUUUCUCUAACAAUUUCCCAUAUUUCCCCCCUACCUCCCCUGACUUCCCUCAUAUUCCCGUUUUGUUUUAUUUCCAUUUUACUUAACCUGUGUGUUGUUUCCCAAAAUUUCCCCCAUACAUAUAAUCUUACUUUUUGUUAUAUACAAUUGUUUUUGUUUAUUCAAACCCUGCCAGUGAGUCCAAUUCUUUAUGUUGCUUCUUUAUAUAUGCUAUAAAUGGUUCCCAUUCUCUGUUAAAGUCUUUGUUAUCCUUUUCAUGUAAUUUAUCCGUUAAUUUUGCCAGUUCUGCGUAUUCCAUAAGUUUCCCUUGCCAUUGUUCUUUCGUUGGUAUUUCUUCUGUCUUCCAAGCUUGUGCUAAUAUAAUUCUUGCCACUGUUGUUGCCUACAUAAAUAAUUUCCAAUUAUUUUUUUAAAAAAUCUUGAUCUAAAAUUCCUAGGAGGAAUGCUUCUGGUUUCUUAACAAAAGUCUUUUUAAACAUUUUUUUCAAUUCAUUAUAUAUCAUUUCCCUAUAAUUUCUAACCCUUUUGCAUUCCCACCACAUAUGAUAAAAUGUACCAUCUUUUUUCUUUACAUUUCCAACAGGUUUUAGAUCCCUUUUUAUACAUUUUGCCACUUUCUCUGGUGUAAUAUACCAUCUUUACAUCAUUUUCAUAUAAUUCUCUUUCAAUAAGAUAAAAUCUGUAAUUUUUAAAUUCACUUUCCACAUCUUUUCCCAAUCUUCCAAUUGUAUAUUAUGACCUAAAUCCUGAGCCCACUUUAUUUGUGCUGACUUUACCAUUUCAUCCAGCGUUUCCCCAUAUAACAGGAGAUUAUACAUUUUUUAAAGUAAUUUCGUAUCAGUACAAUAUCCUUAGGUGCUACCUGGCUUGCUCUAUUUCUCGGCCUGAAAGGAAUAGUUAAGACUUCUUUUAUGUAUUUACUUUAAAAGCUAAUCUCAUCUCUUCCAGAAACUUCCAGUAAUCAGGAUUGUUGGGAAUAAUAAUAAUAACAAUAGUAGUAGUAGUAGUAGUAGUAGUAAUAAUAAUAAUAAUAAUAAUAAUAAUAAUAAUUUAAUAUACUGUAAUCUACCCUGUGUUCUUCAUGUGAGGGGCAGUAUAUAAAUAAUAAUUAUAAUAAUAAUAAUAGCAACAACAACAUAAUUAAUAUGCAGUGCUUUGAGGACUCUAAAAAGCUCCAUAAAAAUAUUUUUUUAUUCUUAUUGCUGCAAUCUUGGGGGGCUUUUUAGGGAAAGUUGGCAAGGAUGCAUAAUCCUUUACCUGGGACAUUUUAUUCAGGGAUGGGGAGCUAUGUUUGUCUAAGGACUGCAUUAUCUUUUAUGUGAUCGGGGGGGGACACACGUCAUUGGUGGGGGAAGGCAAGGGCAAAAGUGGGCAGAGCAAGAAGUGUAAAUUUGAGCUUUGUACAAUAGGCUAGUUUCUACAGACAUUCCUCUCUCUUUUCUCAAUCCAGGCAAGCAAAGAGGCAUUAUCAGAGUUCAAAGACACGUUCAGCCAGACAAAAGGAGAGGGUGUGAAGCAGGGUGGGUGACGGGCGUUGCUUGAGUGGGUGGGUGGCAUGGGGAGAUCCUCAAGGGCCAAAAAGAGAAAUUUGGGGAGCUUAUGGGUGGACUCUUAAGUCCAGGAGUAAGUUUGGGUUGGUAAAUAGAUGGGUGAACUGGUGGAUAGGAGUAGUGUUAAGCACUCUCCCUUCUGCCCACCAGUUUUCCCCUGCAAAUUUCUUCUCCACCCCUGGAGCAGGAAACAUUUUUCCAUGUUGUCUGGCAAACAUAUGACAAACCCAACUUCAUCAGAACAAAAAAACCAUUUGUUCCUCCAUCCUGUUUCCAACAGGUGCCAACCAGAUCCUUCUGAGAAUCAUCUUUGCUAAGCUUGCUUUUUAUAAUUUGGAUACCUGAAUCUACCUUAUAAUGAGCCAGACCAUUAUCCUAUGUAGCCCAGUGCUGCUUAUGGAAACAUUGUGGGGCUCAUGGUGUCACAGGCACUAGCCAGUCAAGUGCUGCAGACCCAGUUUCUCAGAGAGGACAUCGUUCAUUUGCACACACUACAUUUGCACAGACUACAUAUGCUCAGCAAAAGUUCUUCAAGAGUAGUCCUGAUUUUUGAAUAACGUGUCAUGUGUGGGAUCUGAUUUUCUACCCAAAGAAAAAUAGAAUAUUUUUCUCACCUUUUAUAAUAAAAGAUUGUAGCUCUGCCACACACUUCUCCAGCAAAGACAGAGCAGGUACUUGUUUCAGAGGAAAGGUUUGGAGACACUUUUAAUUAAAUGAAUUGCGGAUAACAUCUCAUGUGGCAUGAGAACCACAAAAGAAGCACAAACUGAAAAGGCACUGAAGCUCUCGCGGAUUGUGCCGAUAAGCACAUAAAUUGAUCUGACAAUGCCCCCAGCCGGAUCCUGCAUUCCCCAUUGUUGUUUCCAUUGUUAUCCUUGUUUCUGAUUUCAUAAGAUGAUGAAACGUAGCCAUGCACAUAAGGAAGCCUGUAAAACAAGGGUGGGGAGUGUCAGGCCUGUAUUUCUGACCCUCAGGACGAGGGCCGGCCCAAGACAUUUUGCCACUUGAGGCAAAACAGAAAAUGGUGCUCUGCCACCACUGUCUCUGCUGCCGCCGCCUCCUGAGGCAACUGGGGGCAGCCUGGGGAAGCCCCAGCGCACCGAAGGCAACAAGAGAAGCAAAAAAGGAGGUCGGAAAGGAGCAGGCAGUGGCAGCCUCACUCUUCCCAGGCAGUGACUGUGGGCAAAAAGCACAGGAAAAGUCCGGCCCAGAUUUGCCACUCCUCCCAGCUGCCCCGAGCCUGCCACCUGAGGCAACUGAGGCUACCCCUCACUUGCCUGGGUAGAGGAAUGUGUGUACAUGUGUAGAAAUGUCUGGCUUUGCAUGGCAGGAAGGCAACCUGUUGUACAAAGGUACAGUGGUACCUCGGGUUACAUACGCUUCAGGUUACAGACUCCACUAACCCAGAAAUAGUACCUCGGGUUAAGAACUUUGCUUCAGGAUGAGAACAGAAAUCACACGGCGGCAGCAGGAGGCCCCAUUAGGUAAAGUGGUACCUCAGGUUAAGAACAGUUUCAGGUUAAGAACGGACCUCAAGAACGAAUUAAGUUCUUAACCCGAGGUACCACUGUAUAUCAUCCUCACAGCUCUACUCACUUUUUUUCUCGGGCUCCACCCAUGGCUGGCCUGCAGCCCCAGAAGGCUGCCCAUGAGGGGAGCAUGGCCUUCAGAAUAAAAAAGCUCCCAUCCCCACUGUAACAGAAGAAGAAAGAGUGGUCAGGCGGAGAGUCACGAGCGAAGGUUACAGUGCUCAAUGAGCAAUGAGCAACCUUCCAGGGGCCACAUGCCAAAACUGGCUGGGACCAGAGGCAGAAAUUGGGCAGAGCAACAGGUGUGCCUCUUACUUUGAUAUCUUAGGCUACAUUCCACCCCCAACAAAAGGCAGAGGCUUCUACACAUACAUCUCUCCAUCCAGGCCUUAUUGCGUUUCAAGGACACACUGCAUCCAAUAAACAGCACAUGGAGAAGGUACAGAGUACCUAGUGAGGGUUGUGGCAUGGAGAGAGGUCUGAGGGCCAGAUAGAUAGGCUUUGAGGGCCACAUUCUACCCUGAGGCCUGAGACUCCCUACCGCUGGUCUAGCACAUAAAAUAAAAGUCUGCCAGAACAGAACAAAAAGUAAUUCAAUAACUGGUGGGAAACGUUGCAUAAAGAGGCCAACUGCACAUCAUGGAGCCAGCUGCUCCAUAAUCUGGCUUUAGCCACUGAGAAGACCUUUUCUCUUGUCCCAUCCAGACAUUCUUCCCCCAUAGGUGAGACACAGAUAAGGGUCUCACCUUCUGGUCAGAGUCCAGAGACCUUCCAAGCUGUAUAGGAAAAAAGGCAUCAUCUUAGCUGUUUCAUCCUUUCUCCAACCAUCUCUUGUCACCCCAUUAUCCCACCAUCCAACUACAGUACUUAGAAAAUGAAUGUGUUAGAUUUAGAACCUUCUUUGCUUCUUCUCUGGAGUUGUUUGUUUCACUAACAUUCAGAUGUUUGGUUCCUCCUAAACUCCUAAUCUGGCCGUCCUCUUGUGUAGUGACACUGGCCUCACUCAUAAUGGGUUUUACAGAGUUUCUACCUCAGGAGCACCUACUAACACUUUUGCAGCUGCGUUCUGGGCCAGCUGAUGUUUCCAAAGAGUGAAUAAAUUGAAAUGAUGAAAUGGGCUUCUUAACAAUUUCUUUUCUUAGGUACUGGAAGAAUCUAAAUGCCUGGUCCGGAGCUUCCUUAAAUCUGGCCUCGAAGAUGUGAAUGAGAAAGAAUGUCAGAUGUUAAAACAGCUCUGGAGUUCUUCCAAAGGACUAGAUUCAUUGUUCAGUUAUCUGCAAGACAAAAUAUACGAAGUCUGACAUCCUUGCGCAACUCUGAAAGAGCAGGGAGGAAGAAUGUUCCAAGAGUAAAGCGAUUUCAGGCGUCACCAGGGUUUGAGAAAAUCAUUUAAAAAUCAAACCCAGACCCAGCAAAUCCUUCAGAGGAAUUUGUGAUAGUGUAUCUAACAUACCUAUGGUUGUGUCAGUUUCCUUGUGAGUUAAAUAGAGAAGUUCAGUGGCUGUUCCUAGCAGGUUUGAUUAUUGUUCGACAAAGGAAGAGACAGAUGUAUUAAGAACUGCAUCUCAGUGUACACUUGCCUAGAGAGAAGUGUACAUUGCAUGUGCUAGAAAGCACGAGUGUACCCCAUCAAGGCAUACUGCAAAAAUCAAUUGUUCUCUCUUUUUUAAAAUUUUAUUUAUUCUUGCUACUGUAAGCAACUUAUCUUUGCGUUGACCUAAGUGGCUCAAUUUAGAAUUUGGGCCAAAGCCACGCUUUCAGGGCCCACUUUAGAAAUAUUUUAAUAAUUUUGUUUUGUUCGUUGAAAGAAUAACCAUGGAAAAAAUUUAAAAGGGGAGAGUAUAAUUUAUAUGUAUGAUGUAAAAAAAAAUAUUUUGGAGAAAAGAAAAAGAACCUACUUGGAUUUGUGUUUUCCCCGCUCUGUUUGUGAAUUUAUUUAAUUUAUUUAUUUGUGUCUUGCUCUGUGUGUGUGCACACAUACAUACACAUUUGAUUGUUCGUCUAGUUAAUAUAUAAUUAUCAUUUUCAGAUUUCCCCGGAUUGGACAACUGUUUUGCACGAGUACACAAGCUCUGUGGUUUACAGUAAACGAAUUGAGCUGUGCGUACAAUAAAAACAAGAUAAAGCAGGAGUGCUGUAGGGCAUUAAAAAGCAGCAGAGAGUAGACAUCAUUUUAGAUACCUUAAGAAAACCAAUCAAAUGCCGAAGCUGUGAGUUUUACACAAGUCUCCUGACAACUUGAGGCAUAGGUAGCAGGUGCUACAUUUAAAAGAAAAGCUAAUAUGUUUACUUUUUUCUUAUUAGCUCAACAUUAAUAACAGGGUGAAUGGUGCCUAACUUGUGGUGCCAACAAAGGAUUAAGCAUUCCUUUGUGCUAUGAAACUUAGAACCUUACCUUCAUGAGCCUCCUUCCUCAGAUGUGAUGUAGUAUAUUUUGGAGAACGUUGAGAGAGGCCAGCAAGAAGCUGCUAGAGGAUCAUGAAUUAGACGGGGAAAGGCUUUCAUACUUCUUUCAUUCUCCAGCCCUCGGUGGCCAGACUCUCCACAGGUUUCCCUCAGGACAGUCUAUGGUCAUUUACUAUUAGAAUGUGACCAUAAUGAAUAGAUUCUUCCAUUUUGCAUCAGUUUAUUAUGUGUUUGAAGUCUCUGGAAAAAUACCAGAAGGAAUGCGUUCUUCAGAUUAAGCAAAGAAGCUGGCAAGUCCAAUCAAGAUAAAAGGUGUGGGCUGUUCUAGUGCUUUGUAUGGCGGCUCUGCAUCUUCCGACUACUCUAAAAAAUUAUUGUUCUCUUAAGAUUGCAAAAAAGAAAAAAAAGGAAUCCUGGGAACAGACUGAGGGUUCACUUUAUCUCUCAGAUUUCAUGGAAUACAGAGAUUGGCUUCUACGACUUUCCCUAUCUAUCUAUCUAUCUGUCUGUCUGUCUGUCUAUUUUGCUGCCCUUUCAAGGUUAAGUAGAACACACUUUCCAUUUCUUUCUACUUUUCAGAGGUUCCAAAUUAGACUACUGGGCUUGGAUUUUUUUUAUUUUGUUCCGUUUUUUGCUUCAUAUUUGGCAAAGCUCCACCUUCUAGUUAGAGCACAUCCACGGGGAUCUGCUUACAAAUCAAUGCAGAGUCUGGCUUCUGUUCAGAUUUGUCUAAAUGUUUUUGGAAAGCAAUAUUCAAGGUGGCUUGUGGAAUGCUUGUUACCCACAAGUGUCAGAAGCCAAGGCCGCAUUCCUCAGUCAAGGGCUGAUGCCUCCCUUAUUCUCAGCCGUGAACCGUCUUAACAAACCCACGAAUCAUUUUCGUCCAGUUGACUUCCUUAGAGUCAACGUGUGAACUGGAGUCAUACCCUUGAAUGUACACUUGCAGGGCAAAUAAUUGUAUUGAAAUAUAUGGGGAAACAUCUUUCAAAAACAUGCUUUCAUGUCUCUAAACAAGUGGUGCAACCCCAAAUGAUGUGUUAGACAUUUUAACGAACCAGUGGAAAGUCCUUGCAGCAUGGGAAAAUUAUUGCUCUGUGUAGACUCUUGGGAGUGCGACAUUUUGGUUUUUGAACAGCAGUUUUUCUUAAUGUAUUUGAUUUUUCAACAUUGUUUCUUCAACAGCAUUUUCAAAACUGUCUCAUUUGCCUUGGCAAAUUAAUAGCUGAACAAAACUGAGUACCAUUUCUUCAUAAAAAUUAACUCUGAAAGCUCUAAAGCUUUUAAAAAAAAAAGAAUCAUGUUUAGGUGGUUAAUUUAAUUUCCAUUUAAUUUUUUAAAGAAAAAUGGGCAGUGAUUAUUUUUUAAUACACUUCCUUAUUUUGUUUUCUCUUUCUAUUGUCACUGUGUAUUCAGCUGUAUAGGUAUACUGUAUAUAUUAGACCGAAUACUUUUAUGAAUAUUCACAGUAUUUAAUUAAAAAAUACAUGCAAAUUUGUUGUUAAGUAUGUUAUAUUAUUUCAUGUAAAUUGUUUUGUACAAAUCUUUAAGGAUUGGCAGUUUUUGCAUUUGUAGAUAUGGUAAAAUGAAACAAUUUAUUUCUGUGUGUUUCUCUUGCAUGUACAUUUUCGCUGUACAUAAAGUGUGGCUUUAGUUGGGUAACCUUCUGUUUCAAUGAAUAAGCUGUCCAACUUUAAUAAGUAUAUAUUUUCAAAAAUAUAAACUUUUAUAUUUCCGUGGUAGAUUAGGGUAAGCGUUUUAGGCAAUCUUUUUCCACAAUGGUUAACCAUUAUUUUAAUCUCAAGCAUCCUGGGGUUGGUGCCAAUUGUUUUCCUCUUAGAAUUCUAAUACACACUUUUACACUUAUAUAUGCAGGCAGGGUGUUGUUUUAUUAUUUCUUUUGUUUUUCCCCCAACCUUGAAAUAACAGAGUUUAAGGUACAAUUUGUAAAUUUAGUGCAUUUGUGAAUAAGCCUUACCACUAGGUUGAAUCAAACGUUGUUAACUGCAUAAGUAAGAUGGAGGGUCCAGUUAGAUGUGAUGGCAACAGACCCAUGUUGUAGAACAUUUACUCUUCCUGUUAUAGUUGCCAUCAUGCAGAUAUAAAAACAGAGGAUGGGGAAAACUUCAUGCCGUCCACCUUUCUUCACACAUCUUUUCCCCCACUGAAACUCCCCCCUCCGCUCAAGUUGCCUCCUCCUAUCCAGACUCUAAAACCAGGUAUAAGCUCUCUAGAGGGGCAAGUUGCUAGGGAGAGGUGGUUCUCAGGAUAGGAAACACACAGAGAAAGUGUUCAGUACAACCUACCUUCUAAGGAAUGAGUUGUGUCAUCAUCAUGUCUAAUUAGAUCUGAAGAAAUUUCCUCCCCCCCCCCCCAGUUGAAGCAUUCAGACAUUUGGCAAAUUUAGAAUGCAAGGCCUUAAUUUUUUUCCUUGUGAUAUGGAUUAAUACGGGUUGUUUCUUUCAAACAACAUAGUUAGGCUUGUCGGUGUGGGUAUUGUUUGAUAUAAACUCUGCAUACUGUCCGCCCAGCCACAUUACUCAAUCUCAGGCUCUCUCUUUUUCGGUGGCUGGGUCUAUAAAAGUCAAAUCUGACUGAAGCCAACUCUCUUUAGGAGGCACUAAAGAAGUUUACAUAAGGGACUUACAGACAAUCUUAAUCGUAGUGCAUCUAAGUACUCCGUUUCCUGGAUGUGUUAUCUCUGUCUACCCAAUUAACUGUAUGUUUUUAAGCCAUACUUAAAUCUCUUUGCCACUACUUUAAAUACCACACGGGAAUUCAAUUGCUAAUUCACUGACAUUGUCAACAGGAUUUUAACUUCUAGGGAAUAAUAUAUAUAAAUAUAUAUGUAUCUUCCAUUAAAAAAAUAAGGACCAAAGAGUUAUCAAUUAUCCUAAUGAAUGAAGUUAAAAAACGAAGUAGUUUAUCUGUAUAGCAAAGGUUCGUCUGUUGAUUCCCUUUCAACAUGCAUUUUGUAUCAUUCAUUUCAGGGAUAGAGAAAAGGGCAGGAUAGCCAUUGUGGGUGUAUCUGCUUUUAACAUGUUGGAACAUGAAAGAUAGCCAGUAAAUGAUGGAGUGCCUAUUGGUAAGGCUUAUUACCAAACUUUGGAGAUAAAGCAAAUAACC